AUGAAUGAACUGAAUGACUUUCCUGACCUGUCCACAAAUACAGCUCUGCAAGAACUGUAAGCUUAAAGCCGUAGCUCUAAGUACAUGAGGAACCUUACGAAGGCGACGGCAUUGAGAACGGCAUUACGCUUUUUUGUACAUUUCUUUGCCGUUGUUACACGACUACGACGAGAAACUUCCUAGUUUUUCGUAUGACGUGAUUACUAAACUCCAUAAAAAUUCCUCGACAUUAAACAAAUUAUAUGAAAUGGAACAAGAGUAAAUAAGUUUGAAACAGCGUGAAUUCGCUUUUCAGGUGACGUACAUUUUCGCUGCCGUUGCCGUCCUGGCUGCUUAAGCUCCCUAAAAUUAAACAACUAACUGCAACGUUUAGCCAAGAAAAUUUAAGAUUAGUCAUGGUGUUAUCUGCUGAAGCUCUAUGAAACCCUUCAACUGCUGGUUAUUAUUACUCUUUUUCAGAGAUCUGUACAACAACAAGAUUAAGCUAUGGCGUCACAACUACACAGCUUUACCAAAGAAUCUUGUUAAAAUGUAAGUCCGCGAGAGGCAGGUUGCUGAUGACUUACUGUGCAUUUAUUGUAGGAAACCUAAUAUUUAACAGAAAAAUUCCCCUUCAAACCUGUCUGGUGCUGAGGCCCGUUCAAGGGGCGCCUCUCAAAUCAAUGCUAUUCAUUCGCAGAGUGAUAACGUUGAAGGUAUAACGGGUAAAGGUAUACCAAUACCCCAUUUUAGAUAGUAAGACGUAUAAAAUGUUGUUCACGUCAGUUUGCAAGGCUUCCGUUCCUUUUCUUUGAUUGCACAUUGAUGUAUGUGAAAAUGGUUGGAAGAUUAUCAUUGCUCCUCUUUUAUUUCAAUGUCAAUCGAAAAAAACAAUCGCUGCUUGAAGCGUAGAUUAAAAGUUGAUAGGGUCGAGAACUGACUUCAAGGUCUUGGAUACUAGGAAGCCGUUUCUAGGCCAUAUUGGACAGUUAUAGUUUGCUUCUUUUUCAGAAUUCUCAUCGACAAUGAGUUGGAAUGGAUUCCUGAUAAGUGGUUUGAUCUGCCGAAUCUAAAGUACAUGUAAGAAAUUUUUAUUAUUUUUAGUUUCUACUACUAUUAUUAUCAGUAUUGGUAUUAUUAUUACUUUUUUAUCAUUAUCAUUAUUAAUUAGGUUUGCGUGUUGCAACAACUUUGUCGCCAUUAACUGACAAAAGUCCUAGUUUAUUAUAAUGAAAUUUAGUUGGUUACAAUGAUGUUUUUAGAGUUUUUCUAAUGGAGUUACCUUGCUUUUUAAUCAGAGCUUUGAGCAUGAACAAGUUAAAAACGUUCCCUGGGUCAGCUUUUAUCAACUGCAAAUCCUUGACGUACUUGUAAGUAUGAAGGCUAUUCUUGUGUGAUCAUCUUAAAAUGUAAAAGCAAAUCACUUAAACCGUUUUAGUCCCCAAGAGUGGCCAACGUCAACUUUCCCAACGUUAUCAAUAUAUUUUCAAAGGAGAGUUUAUGAGAUUUUGAAAAUGAGCAAAGGAAAUAUGCUUUAAUCUAUUGUCAGACUCCCUCAAUUAAAUUUUUAACAAAAUAUAUGGAGAUCAAUAUGAAGAAUUUGCAAGGGCAUAUAUGGGAGUCAACUUCCAUAUAAAAUUUUGUGUUCCUUCUGUUAGGGAGUAAAACACAAAAAUGUUGUUAUAUUAGCUAAGUUGAAAAUUAUUUGGUCACCGUAAGGCGGAGGGGCUGAAGGUUCGAGCACCUCUCAAUGGUGGAGGGCUUGGGCUCGAAACGUUAGCUUUUCAAUUUCUCUGUGGUGGCAAAAUUACUUAUCAAAUUAGUUGAUGAAACUUCGUGUUGGAGCAGUAUACGUAGUGCACAGGGGCCGCAAUGCAGGUUUCAGAGGCAAGGAUGGGGGAUAAUCCAAACCCGAAAGGGUUGCAUACUAAGAGGUCUGGGGGCAUACUACAUCAGAAAGAUUAUAAAAUUUAGGUAUUCUGGAAUGGCUAGAAAAGCAUUUAGAAUAUUAUGCUUUAAUAACAAUUCAGUGAUAAUAGCAGUAAUUCACUGGCAGUAAUCGGGGAUGUACUAAUGCUGGGAUUGUCCAAUGAAAUUCUUGCGUCAUAACCAUCUUUUUUCCUGUGUUUUUAGAUCCGUCGACUAUAAUAAAAUAGAAUCAAUCACUUUUCCGAACUUGAAACCAUUUUUUGGCAACGACUCUCAACUUUUGCAUCUGUAAGUACUGCUUAAAAUUUUAUUUCCUAAUUUUUCGUCUAACAAUUCCCCACUGGUGCAGCGAUCUCUGGGAUCGUUUGGGUGGACAAGUGGUAGUCAUGAUUGGUCAAUUGUAUUCAAGAAACUAUUAACCAAUCAUAACUAAGGCUUUUCCAUCCAAACGAAACUAGAAAUCGGUUCGCCGAAAACCCAUUCCCUUUACAGUUUCCGGAGUGGGGAAUUCAUUAGAGGCGCACUGCCCUAAUUGUUGAUGCGCUGAAUUUCGGAUCGACAUGUCAGGAUAGCGAGUCCUUCCAGGGUAGGUAACUGGGCAAAACGCUCUUUCACACACUCUCACUCCACGGCUGUGGGCAACCUGUGAUAAACUAGCCACCCUGUCUAUUUCCUCUCCCCUCUGGCCCAAUCGACCUCUCGACUCGAACGUACACUCUGCCUACGUUACCAUUCCUAACAAUUAUAAGAUUGCUCUUACUAUUGUCUUUAUUAUAAUGAUUGCAGAAACUUGAGCAACAACAAAAUUCACAGCAUAGCCUCAGAAGCAUUUCAGCAUUUAAUUCACUUACAAGUCUUGUAAGUACCACUUCGUGUAUGUCUAUAUAAUCGGAGUGUGUAUAUAUUUGUGUGUGUGUAAAAUAGAAAUUGUAAUCAGUCCCCCCGAUUAAUGGUGUAAUAGUAGCCCGUGUUCCGGUAUUUUGUUUUUACCAUGCUCGAUAUUGUUUUUCAUUAUGCUCGAUAUCUUUGUUGCCAGCUCCCAGUUGGCUUGCUAAAACUAAACUGAUUAUAGCGCUGAAGCGGUAUCGCAGAGGUCAGGGUUCCAAUACCAGGAAGCCUAAAUUUUUGAACUGCAGAAGAUGCGUAUUGAACUGUGACUGAUCUUCUCUGCAUGUAAAUUCUUUAUUUCAAGGUUUUUAUUGUUCUUUUUCUUUUCAAAGGGAGUUACAUGACAAUGAAAUAGAGCUGAUAGGCGCCAAGGUUUUCUACAAUAUACCUGAGUUGCUUCAUUUGUGAGUUUAGUUCCAUGAUGCUUAUAAUAAUGAUAACUAUGCUUUUCCAUGUGCAGUGUGCUUGUAUAAAGAAAUAUAAAGUCAAAGUUAAGCAAUGUUCACCCCAUCACCUUAUAGCUUUUCAUGCUGACACCAAAACCUAUCCGAUACAGUAUAAACAUAACUGGACCAAGUCUUUGACACACAUCGAACAUCGUGCCAGAGCUGUUGGCCGCAAAAAAUUGAACAAGUUGCAAGUUAUUAAAACGUAUUCGAUGUCAAGUAAGAAUUCAUGCCUAGUUUGUAUUCUGAGUAUUUUACGUAUUCCUGGCGUUUUGUUGGGCCAAUUCACUGGUGCUCUACUCUUGCCACCUACAAAGAAUGUGGUUUCCAUUUACGAAACCAAACGGUCCAAGUCAGUAAACCUUGUUGUCGUUGUUGUUUCUAGUCCUUUUCCCGGGGCAUUUGGCCGGUGAUCAAAGCUUUGAUCGAGGUUUUCGGACCGCGUAAACAUUAUUAUUACAUUGAGUAAGGACAAGUAUAUUCAUUUAUUAAAAAAAGAGCGAGGAGAUUGCUUCCUGUUUGACAACGAUUGACGUUUGGACAAUCAGCGCAAAAUCAAUUUCAGAAUCAUCCUCACAAGGACUAACAGCUCUUUUUCUCUUGAUUUCUUUUUCCAGAGAUCUUAUUGGCAACAAGCUAGAAAACAUCACAGCAGAAGGAUACAGUCCUGCGUUUCAAGACCUUCCCAAACUAAAGUGCUUGUAAGUUUCAUAUUCCUACACUCUACACAGGAAGGAUUUUUCGACGUAUGUGAACAAUCCACUGAUGUUUUUAACUGAAUUAGCCAAUUAUAUUCAAUUGUAUUCAAUUUAGAACAGACAUUCUUUUUACGAUGGGCUAUGUUGAACAGGAACUGCGUCUGACUUUAAUACAGAACUAGUGACCAUUAUACACAGCCUCUCAAAAUUUUAGCUCGAUCUGUGUGUAAUUAUGCAAUAGAACAGGAACCACUUUCCUGGUCUCUUGUAAGUACCUUUCUUUUGUUCACGAGACGGGAUAUAGGUAAAUGGCAAAUCUUACCUUUGUUUUAUCUUGCAGGGUACUUAUGUUACAAAAAACAAAAACUCGCCACGUGAUGUUCAACUCGUUUGUCAGAAUUCCACUUUUAGAAGAUUUGUAAGUACUAAUAUCUCUCCAAGCUUUGGCCCCUUUUGUUGUUGUUGUUGUUGUUGUAGUUUGAAAACGGAAAAUUUUUUUCUCCGAGUUGGCCUACUGUCCACACGUGCACGGGUGAUCCGGUGAAAACGGUCCCCGAAAAACGCAUCUUUUCAAUGACGCUCUCCAGAGUGGAGGUUUUUGAAAACACCGUUUUACUGUACUCUUGUAGAUGGAUUACGUCAUGGUGUUGGUUCAACCUCCACACUUUAAAUUACCUUACCUAAAUUUUUCAAACAAUAAGAUUGAAACAAUAAGGUUGGCACCUUUCGUAACAGACUCGUAAGCGACAUCCAAAUCUUGUCAGUUUGAGAAGCGGCGUUUUCCGAAGGUUAAACACUUUGCUAAUAAGUCGAAAAGAGAAUUCGCAGCCGGCCCAAUUUAGAAGACAUUGUCUGUUUUAUUGCCAGUCAAAAGAUUGAAAGUAAACAUUUAUAUCUUACAGGUGGUUGAACAAUAACGGAUUGAGGACUUUCCCACAUCCAUCGUUGUCCUAUGAGGAGAGGCCUGCUUUAAAAUUCCUGUAAGUGCUUCACUGAAAUCCUCGGUAACCUUAAUAGCUUGCGAGCUAGCUCUCCGAGGCACUCUAGAAGAGGGGGCGGGAAAAGGAAGAAGAGCUUGUAACUACUUUGGAAUUUCAAUUCAACCUCCAAUUCCCCUAUGGCUCCCCGUCUACUGAGUUGUCAGAUUUCCGCCAAUCGGCGCGAAACAGUAACGAGUGCGAAUGUAAACAAACAUUGAAAAACACGUGCCAAAGGUAAUGACGUUAGUAAUGUCAUCUUCGCCAAUCAGCAUUUCGCAUCGAUUUUCCCGAUGCAAAUAUUCAAAUUCCAGAGAAGUAGUUUUGCAAGGUCUCCUUCCUUUCCCGCCCCACCGCCAGAGCGCCCCGGAAAGCUUGCUCGGAGGCUAUAUGUUUAACUAUGACUCUUGAAUUAAAUGAUUGGUUAGCAUCAUUAGCAAAAACUAAUGUUUCUCCUUCAAAAGUGGCUUUUACUACGGGACAAUGUUGUGUCAUGGUAUUUCUCACAGGCAUAUCGAAAACAAUGAAAUUGAAUCGCUGAUGAGUUAUGAUAAGGGCGACUUUCCACCGGACCUAGAAAAUCUCCAUGGGUAAGUUAUGUUUUCAGAUAUUUAUAUUUCAUUUUCCUCCUUAUUCUUAUUGUUUUCUUAGAGGCCAGACUGUCAUUCAAAAAAUGAGUAUAUGAAACAUGUUAAUACAAUUUCUUUUAGUGAAUUAAAAAAGAACUACAAACCAUUCGAAAAGACGAGAAACCUCGAGAAACUGUGAGUGUUGCAGUAUAGUGCGUCUCAUAAGCUCUUUUAGCUGGUUCUUUUGCACUGAAUUUGAUGUUUGCAUAUUUUCCCAAACUAGUUUUAUCUGAAAUAUUUUAUGAUAGAUUCCUGCAUUCAAAUCGAAUCAAGGGAAUGGGAGAGGAAGAUCUUUGGAUGUUAAGCAAUCUAAAGGAGUUGUAAGUUAACGUUCAAUUUCCAUUUAUUUUUAAGGAGGAUUAUUAUUCAUUUAAAAGUUCUCUGAUUGGCUUUUAAUUCUUCAUAACCAACUGGCGCUUACCAUAUAUGGAAGAUGCGAGGAAUAUACCAUCGAUUCGAUGGUAUAUGUGUUUGGAAACGAUACGGCUUGGGCCAUAUCCAAAGACGAAAAAGCUGAAUUUCUGACUUAAUAAAUAAACUGGGGAAAAAUAUUAAAUGUAAGGAUAUAUAAAACAUAUUGCUCGAUGGAAAAAGUCUACGAGGAGGUAACCAGAAACAAUUUGAAUGAAUGAUAAAACAAUUAUUGAAUUCGGCUGUCGUGCGAUGUGAAGAAUUAUGCAAAUCUCGGAGGCUGCUAUCCACCACGGCCUUCGAUCUUGCAUAAUUCUUCACAUCCUACUUAGCCUCUUCCAAUAAUUGCUAAACAUACCAAGUCACCAAAAAUGCUUCUGUUACCUUUCAGAUUUCUCAGUGCAAACAAACUCCAGAAUUCCUCUGUCCACGCAGAGACAUUCCGGAAUCUGACAAAGCUUUCAAAGCUGUAAGUAAAUGAAAGUUGUAUCAAACGGCGUGUCAUUUCUUAUAAUAACCUUUGCAACCAUUCAUUGUAUACAUUGGAAGACCCAUCGUCUACCGAUGAUAAGGUGUUUUGCCAAAUCUUCUCUAAUUUCCAAUAGAUGGAGUUCUUUGAACCAGAAAGGGUUUGUUUUGUUUUGUUUUAUUCAGACCUUGCUGGGUAGUUCAGGGCUCGAUUCCUACCUGCUGAACCAACGCUGAGGGCUGAUAUUGUAGUCUUUUUAGAUAAGGACGAAAUAAUAGCCCGCCUCACAGCAACAAUAAUAACAAUUAUAGUAUACCAAUUUGCAAAUAUUUGAUGCUGUGGGUCGUAAUAAAAAGUUCCAACGAAAACGUUAAAAGAUCUUUUCCAGCGAGAAUCCCUAGUAUCUAAUUUUCAUAGGUUGUGGCCGGAAUUAGGUAGGGAGGUAUCUCGUAUAGGUCCUAAGUCAAGUUGGUGCUUAUACCAACUCGGCAGGCCUAUGCUCAAUAAAAUGAAAGAUGAUGGUUCCAUAUCAUUCUCAUUUACAUUUAGUGAAAACAGGUUUUUCUACAGCCCUUUGGUGCUCAGUUAUGGUUGAAAAUUGUAGCUUAUAACAUUUGAUAAUUGACCGUUGCAGGCAUCUUGACUGGAACAAAUUUCAUUAUGUUCCCAUUGCACUUCAAGGAAAAAGCAGAAUUCCAUCAGUGAGCACAUUGUAAGGACGAUACUUCUCCUAGAUUCUCCUUGUCAUCAGUUACUUCACCUAGUUGAAAAUCUCUCGUUUAUUUGAGAACACAAUGCCUCCAAAAACAAAUUGUAGAGGAGUAGCCUAGGAUCAGGGUCCUCAAUGGGUGAAAAACUAAAGCGAAAAACUUUGCUUGCCGUUUUUUUGAUUGUCAUUUUAUUUAUUUGUUUACUUCUGUUUUUUUUUUUUGUUUUUUUUUUCACGUUUCCCUCACUAUGGAGUCUGGUCCCAGGCUAGCAGAGGAGUCGAAGGGCCUUCACCCAAAUAGCAGAACGAUGUUUGUCCCAACUGGUUUCAACCUCAGUUAAUUUAUUGGUACAUGUCCUCGAUUCCCACACCACUACCCCACCCCUGUCUCCAGCUUCGCAAAGUAAAUCACUCGUGUUUUGGAAACGUGCCCAUUUAAUGGAGGCUGUAGACAAAGAAAAAUGUACAAUAAGGAACUCCAAGAUGUCUCAACGGUCUUUGUUGUAGGAUGGCACUGAAUGACGAAAUUUUUUAAAAACUCUGAUGUUUCCCUUGAUACCUCUGAGGUGGCAGCAUGACAUUUUAAACCUUCAAAUUAACCUUCAAAUCUUCUACUGGUUACUUUGGGCCAUAUUUCCCAGUAACAGAAGCUUGUUACAGCGCGGCUUUUCAGCAGUCUCAAAAUGUGUAUCGAUUUCACCAAUAACAUCGAAUCUCCAAGGCUGAUUUUCUUUAAUCGAUUAUUGCAGGUUCGUUUUCUCAUAAAUCUUAGAAAAACCGUGUUACUUCUCUCCACUUUUGUAGAGACGUGAGGGGCAAUAGCUUCACUUACAUUCUUAGGGGAACGUUUUCUGAGCUGGACAAGUUAAGAUACCUGUAAGUACAUGGGUCUCUGUUGGAUAAGUUUGCUUUUCUGAAGCCAUUUAUGUGUUCUCUUAAAUUUUUCUAAAAAUGAACGACAUUUGUGUUUCUUUGCAGUCAUAUGCCAUACAACAAAAUUGUGACAAUAGAAAAUGGUGCCUUUCAUGAAAAUAUAGAGCACAUGUAAGUCGUCAAAAAAUAUAAAGUUAAUAAUAUAGAAUGGUAACAGUACUGAGCGGAGUCGAGUUGAUUCAAUUCGGUUUGCAAUCAAACGAGUGAUUAGAUACGAGUUAGGUAAUGACUAUGACAACACGAAGUUUUGUUAACGAUUAAUCAAAAUUAAAACAAAAUUUGAGAAAGACAUUUCUGUGAGAUAACGCAAGACUUCACGAGGUAUUUUGUUAGACGUGAAACAAGACCCAGUAACAAGUACCACUGUCUUAUUAGCGAGCUUGCGCCGGUAGAAUGAAGAGGACGGCAAAAAGCUUGUGUUUGUGUCUGUGACAAACGUGACAGGAAUUUUGCCUGCGUGUUUUGUUGUGAUCUUCACUUAAUAUUAAUGUCUCUAGUCUUUUACAAAGGACCUGUUAAAAGGAGGGUUAAGUUUGGCGGAGCGCAAUUAUUUUCACGUUUGUCACACAAGGUUUGCCGUCUUCUUUCCUUUCCUGUCCUGUUGCGUAAAUUCAGUAUUACGUUCCGGACGACGGCGACGGCAGCGAAAACGUCUGAGUCGAACCCGCUUAAAGUGCUAAGUGUUGGUGAAUUUUCCUGGAGUUGAAUUCUUGGGUCCGCAUACGAGUUUAGAAAAAGAAAGAAAGAUUCCUGUUUGCGAGUGUCUGUUCGUCCUCCACAAAACACCGCAUAAGGAAAUUUUACUUCCGGGUUGCCAGGGACGGCAAGGUAAUGUACCCAAAAAAAGGACUGAUGCUAAUGCUUUUUUUCACGUUCUCGUUGCCAUCGUCGUCAUCGUUGCUACAAAGCUCCCUUUUACUUUGGUAUGACAUGUACUGUCCCAUUCUACUGAAAUUAGAAUAGUUGAUAGCCAAUCAGAUUUGAGAAUUUUGUUAUAAUUAAAGCUUGAUAUAUCUUAAGUUAUACAGUGAAACUGGGUUGAUAAAAUUUAUCAUUAUAAAAACACUUGAAGUACUUUUCACGGUGGUAAAUAGAAAGUAACCCCUUCGCUUGAUGACUCACUGUGUUAAAGAUGUCCAUUCAAAAUUGUUCUGAAUUUAUUUUGAAAAUGACAAAAAUAAAAUGAACUAAAAUUUACGAAAAGACUUUCACCUCGUUCACGUUGAUCUUGUUUCAGCCACAUGGAGGGAAAUCGAUUCACCUUUAAGCACGAGAAUCAGUUCACGAACUUGACUAAGUUAACACAGCUGUAAGUAACAAGAAUCACAUUUUAAGAUUAAAAAGUUGUUUUGCAAUGUGGUAUGUGUACGACAGGGUCAUAUAUCGUCUGUCUUACAAACGUGUAGUGCUGGUCUCCAUCAGGUGGUUGUAUUGAUUUAACCCUGUUAACUCGGGCCCGGGCAACUUUUAAAAGAACAAAAACUUGCACGGAUCCGCCUUUCGUUUACACGGGACACGGGAACCGGACAAGGUUUUGACCCGAUCAGAAGUAGGUCAUUUUUUUUUUUAUCGGCACGGUUCCACUUUUACGCGGACUCGUGUAAACACCUGAACCGUGCGCGUUUUUGCACAUUUUGCGCGGUGAGAGUCUGGAGCCUUGUCAUGCGCCUUUGAUAAAAACAAAGCCAUUCCGAUGCUGACACUAGCAAAAAUUUGUACGGGCUCGUGAAAACAGUAGUGUAACACAGUUUGCACGGGUAAAAUUCGAUCGUUCAACAAAUUUUGUCGGGAUCCAUGUAAACGGGGUCUUACUAUACUAGCACGAAUAUUGGAAGAAGCACAUUUUGCUUAGCGCACUUGAGAGUCAUUUAAGGUAUUAUAUAUUGAGGCUUAUCGAUGCGCCAUCUUAAUUAAUUGUGCGGUAUUAUUUGUCGUUCCUUUGACGCAACACAUCGUUCCCUUUUAGAGGUUUAAGGAGAAAUCAGAUACGAACUAUUCCUGAUACAGCCUUCCAUGGACUUAUAAGCUUAUCAUGGCUGUAAGUAUUUCGCCGAAAAAAUUAAAGUGUAUUGUAAUGAUGGAAGCUCAUUAUAACGAAGUGAGCAUAGUCCAGAUGACUGCUAAUAGGACUGUUGUUGACAGUGUUUAACCUACGCGGUCAUCAUCUUUAGAGUCUAAAUGGUCGCAAAUUCGUCUUUUAUACAUCUCCCAUAAUACACCUUGUUCCCUAACUACUUGUGCGUAAGCAAUUUCUAAGUUAUGGUUAGGUUAUGAAAAAAUUUGGAUGAGGGCAAACAACAAAUUUUGAGACAAAAGUUUUUUCAUUAUACUGGAAUUUAAUUUUCUUUACACCAUUUACCUUUCGCAGUGACCUUGGUGAAAACAAGAUUGGGCGAAUACUGAAGAUUUCCUUUCUUGACCUUGCUAACGUGGCAACACUGUAAGUUCUCAGGAAGCUUCUCUGCGGUUCAAUCACCUUUAUUUGUUUCACUUACAACUCAAAAGAACCUUUUGACCUUUGCAUUUCAAUUCUCAGUUCUUGGUUCUGAGUUUAUUACUCUCCUAAAUUUAGUGAGACUAUGUUAGGCUAAUUCCAAGAGCCAAAAUAGAGGGACGGAAUAAUAAAUGGCUUCCGCAAGUGUUCGUUCUUAGCUUUACGUGACACUAUUUGUUACCGUUUUAAAAACCUAAAACUUCUCUUCGUGGUAAUCGAAUUUCAAAAAAAGAAACGGCCAAUUAAGUUAUUUAAAACUACAUCAAGACAGUAAACCUGUUUCCUGUCAUCUGUGGCAACGGUUGGUAAGGAUGGACACGGAUUGAAACUUGAAAAAGUUGUUUUUAACUUUUUUAAGUUUUUAUGCUAUACCUACAGAAAAAAAAAAUUAUAUUAUAUGGUUAGUGCUCCCUGAUGAAUAUGUCUGAUAUCCUUUUCAUCUUUCUAACUGAGCAUUUUUUGAUGGGUAAAAGCACGAAGUAAUGUCUUCAACACAGAAUUGACCUAAAGCAAAAAUGUCCUAGUGCCUGUUUCAAUAGAUCAAAACAUGAAGUCGUCGUAUUGAAGCCAAUGUAAACCAUUAGAUGGAAAAAAGCGGCAGCCCAGUUUCUGCUGUCCCAAGUUGUACAGCAGACAAUGUGUCAGUGAUUUCCCUGAACCACUCAAUAGCCCAGCGCAUUGAUUCUUCGGCGUAAUUAUUUCAAGAUCAAACACAAAUCGCUCUAAAAAAAAUGAGUACAAAUUAAAAAGCAUAGCAAUUUUUGUUAGUUAGUCAUUUGGUUAUGGUUCACAAUUUUCUGCCUUGGCAUUGACAAUUCAAGGCGACCCAUUUUUUAGCAUGUUCAUUUAUACUGUAUUACAGAAAUUUAGAUAACAAUGAGAUUGCGUUUAUUGAAGAUGGAACGUUUGCCGGAGUUCAACGUUUUGGUAAUUUGUAAGUGCCCUGAAUUUUCAUUAUGAGUAAAUAUAUGCCCUUUACAAUCAUAAUAAACAAACUAAUCAGUUAAUAAAUCAAUAAAUAAACAAAUAGAUAAUGAUCUUGUUAUAUACUCCUAAUCGAAUAGCAAUUUGAAAUGUUUUAGUUUUGAGGAGAGGGAAAAACCGCAUAACUCAGAGAAAUUUCUCUUGAAGCACAGAGGUGAACCAACAACAAACUCCAUGUUGCUAUCUAGAAUUAUACUUUUAAAAAAAAAUUAAGAGAUUUAUGGGACAAAAACAAGGAUCAUUUGGGAACUUUUGUAAGCGACCGCUAGACCUAAGGGCAUGGAAAAAUUGGUAAAUUUCAUGGAAAAAAUCGUGGGACGUCAUCAUUGAUUUUGAAGAGCUCAAAAGAAUACGAACCCUGUUAAGUAAGUUUUCCCUGCUAAGAUUUCGCUUGUUUUUGAUCGUUAAUACCCAGUUUGGGUCUCCAAUAAUGCUCAAUUUGCGGCUAAUACCAGCUUGUUUGUUAUGCAAUUAGGAAACUGCAAUACAACCAGCUUACGUCUCUACCGAACGGUGGCGAUUUCAGAAACAAGCAAAUGAAUACCAUGUGAGUAAGAUGUAUUUCAGGUCAUACUUGUAACCAAGUAAAUUCUGCUAAAAUUUCCUUAGAUAAAAAAAAAACAACAACAACAACAUCUGUUUAUAUAACUUGCUAUAAAUGUUUUCUAGGCCGUGUCAAAAUAGCAAUUUUAAUGUUUUUUUCUGUCAGAAACUUUUCGAAUAACAGAUUAACAUCGAUUGCCAAUGGAACUUUUGUCAAUGUGAGGUGUGUCUCGGGUGGAUGCGGGCCUUACGAUAAAGGGACAAUAUGGUAAGUGCAUAGUAUUCAAUACAUUUAUUUCUCUUAGUUUGAAAUUAAAGCCUCUUUUUCAAUUACCUUUUAAACCCUAAUAUCUAAAUUCAGAUUCUCAUUUGUUGUCCCCAUACAUUUCCUAUAGAAGUAGAGGGGAGAAUUCAUUGAAGUUAAGAAUUUGUUCAUGCUUAGCGUGCGUAUAUCGAGUUAUGGAUGCACGCGGGAAGUUUGGAGAGCACGAAAGAUGCGUAAAGAGUUGCACGAGGCGAUAGCCGAGUGCAACUCUAGCUUCUUGAGUGCUCUCCAAACUUCCCAAGUGCAUCCAUAACUCGAUAUACGCACAGCUAAAAGCAUGAGCAAAUUCUUUUAUAACAUAGCUCACAAAAAUGCUUGCUUUUUGAUUAACUGCAAAAUUCUCGUAACGCGCUACACAAUAACAAACGGUUCUAUUGGCUGAUUACGAACACGCCACAAUCGUCAAGUUUAAAUGAAAAUAUUCUUUCUGUAAAACUGAGAAAGAAAGUUUGCCUCUUUAUUCGUUAACGAUCAAUGGAAACUAAACAGAAACAAUGGUAAAAGAGUCUUAAAGUUCACCUAAAGUUAAAGUACUAACAUGUUCGUAAGAAGUAUGUAGAGUAUGGUUUGGAUUUGCUGAAAAGAUGUUUACGUUUUGCUCGGCGAAAUCCAGAAACUGAACAUGUUUUUAGCGAAGACGACUGUCAUCCUUCUUUAAACUUAUAUUCAUUUGCGAACAUUGGCUGAUCAUUACGGCUUCUUGAGAAGACCUGGCAGCAGUUGUUUUUGUGAGUAAUAAAUUUAUAUCUUCUUGUGUAAUUUGUGUUGUUAUUGCGAGAGAAAUUUUCCUGCUUCAGUCGGAUUGUCCGGAGAUAACAAAGUGCAUAACACAUUUGAAAACAACAAUAAAAACGGAAAUUUUACCUUUAAAUGUUGUUGAUGACCAGUUGGUGUCUGUUCUGUUCCCAGUGAAUGUCUUUCGGCCAAAAUUCGCUGCAGCUGGUCUUCCGACAAAUUUGCGAAACGCGCAACUUGCGAGUUUUUUUUAAUUCGGUUUUAAUUUUGCUUCUUGUUGGACCAGGACCUAAAUGGUCAAUGCCGAUAGAAAAAUUGGGCAGUUCUGCGUUGGUUUCUUCCAUAUUUUAAAGAGAAGGAAAACUGCACUGCAGCUUCACAGACGACAACUUUGCAGCCAGGUAAAAAAAAAUGCUCACGUCAUCUUAUUUACGCACGGGCGUGCGUAAAUAAAGAUUUUGUUCAUAGCGGCUCAAUAGGACUUCAAAAGGGCAAGCACGCGCGCUAUGUUAUAAUAUCAGUUAGCUUCAUCUUGUGUGAUCAUGUGCUUUAUUCUCAUCACCAGUUUGAUUUGUAAAGCAUUAAUAUUACAAGGAGAAAUUUGAUGACUACUCUUAGGGCUUAAAGGGUUAAAACAUUGUUAUAACGCUGACAGGCCACGAGGCGCGCCACCAAAAAAAAGGCCAAAUUUUCUCUUCCCGACCAUAUCGCCUGAGCUGGCGGUAGUUAAACUUAGUGGUCCUAAUCAGUCAUUUUAUCACAAUACGCCUUAGAGAACUUCCAUAAACGUUUUAGUUAUUGAUCAUGCCUUUUAUUUCCGGCGUAAGGCACUCUUUUCCGCGAAAGUAGGAUCUCCACCAUGUCUACGAGCGCGUCCGAAGUAUAAGAUAUCAAAAAGGAAAACUAAACGUUAUUAAAAGGCAAAAAAUAUGUAUCAUUUUUAGGUGUGAAAGUUUUUUCUGACUGGUUUAUAGAAUUUAAAAGAUAUUCAUAAUUCGCGCCAAAACCGUUCCAAAAAUAAUCUGGUCCGUGGAAACGCCGUAACACGAGCGCAUGGAAGUUGCUCGCUCCUGGUUAUGGGCUCCUGCUAUCUGAUGACAAAAAAGGUUUUUUCUUUCUUAUAUUGCAUUGUUGUAGGAAGUUUGAAAACAAUGAGAUAGUAUCAAUAGACGGAGGCGCCUUUAGGGGAUUUGAUGGCCAUCGGUGUACACUGUGAGUAUAGAGACAAUUGAACAAUAGCCCACGUUAACGUACAACAUAUUAAAAUUCUAACAUGACCCCGAGGCUUCCUAGUCAUUUUUCCAUAUUUGGUUCGGUUUUCUUUGUGUUCAAGUCCCUUCUGGGAAUUUCGAGACAAUGGAGUCGUGAAAAAUUUGCAAUUCUGUCCCUAAAGCCUCGAAGUCAUGUUAGAAUUUUAAUAGGGAGCUUACGAAACAGCGUUUUUGAGCGACGGACGUCAACCGGAGGCGGACUUUUUGCAUCAUUGGGCAGUGGCUUGGUUGAAACUCUCGGGUAAAUCGUCGUUAUAAGAGAAAAGAAACUUACCAGUACUAAUUCGUUAGCGUCAAGGUAGAAGGCCUUACUUCCGUUUGAUGGGCGUCGCUCAAAAACGUCGCUGCUUAAGCUCCCUAAUACUCAAUGUCGAACGUGGGCUAUUGCCAAAAGGAUCAUCAGUACAGUAAAAACCCAUGACUACGAACCUGCAUUUUCCAGAGUUAGCCUAAACAGGUUCUUACAUAAAUGGUAAUUAGCACAAAUUAUAGGCUAUUUAGAUUCUUAAAUAGGCUCUUCUCUUGAAAGGGCGGAAAACCACUGGCAGCUCUUUCACUGCUGUUAUUCGGACUAUAAAGAACCCACACCUUUGCUCGUAAAGAGUAGGAUAUUUAGGGCGCGGUUGUGUUGCUAACCGUAAACGUGUGUAUAUCUAUGUGUGGUCAAAAUCAGCUUUCAAUCUGGCCCCAGUUGUUCGAAAGGUGGUUAGCGCUAUCCGCUGGAUAAAUCGCUAUCCCGUAGGUACCACAUUGGGCCACGUAGCAGCUGCUCGGAAGAGAAGUCACUAAUGGUGCGUUUCCUUGACCCGAGAUUUAUUAGAUUUUCUUAUAAACUUGCACACAGCUUACUAUAAUUAAUCGUUACCAUUUGAAACGUAUUUGACCUAAUUUUAACAGACGGGUUGUUAGAUAAUCAAAAAUAUAAUUGUACUGUAAUUAUUAAAUGUACCACAAAAUAGUCUGUUCAACUUCCCUUUUAAAGUUCUCAUUAUUGAAAAUACGACUAAAGUAAAAAUUCUGCUAAACAUCACAAAAUUUUAAUGGGUAGAUUUUGAGAAAUCGUCUUCUGUGUACAUUGCUUUUUUCGCCGCCAUGUUUGUUUGUCUAGUUCAAAACACGCGACGUCUCGCUAGUUACCGCUGACCGCCCGCAAAACUGUGUUCAGCCACCUUAAAUGUUUAUUUUGUGUUUUUUCCGCAAGGCAAUUUGGAGGAACCGACAUGAACUUGCUGCGGAAUAUUGGUAGUGGUGCCUUCGACGAUGUAAAAGCCUGUCAGAUGUAAGUAAUGAAGAAAGUGAGACAAAUACCCAAAGUUUUGCUUUUAAUGAGUAGGUGAUAUUCGCUUGUUGCUCUUUACAUACUCAGCGACCUUAAGAACUUGAAACUGACGAAGAUAGCACCAGAGUCUUUCAGAGAUGUCUUCGUUUCCAACGAUAUGUGAGUAAAGCUUCCUUCCUUAUUUCGGUAAUAUGGAUUCCAUUAAUGCCUGAACCGCCUGCAGCUCUUAGUGGGGGGGGGGGGGGGGGAGGAGGAGCAGAGUUUUUUCGUAGGCUAAUGACAAAGUGUUUCGCGAGAAAACAGAGUUUGAGACCAAACGUUAAUCGUCUUCUCAUUUCCUUUUGUUCCUAGUUAGGUUUGUUUGUUGGUUAGUCUUUAUUUGUUUACUUCAUUGUUUGAUUGUUUGCUUCUUUUUAAAGCGAGCUUCAAGAAAACAAAAUACAAACAAUUGAGGAAAAUGCUUUUCUAAGGAUCAACACGAGGCAUCUGUAAGUAUUAGUAGAACUGAAACAUGGUUGAUAUAACCUCCUGCAAAAAAAUGAAUUGUGUAAUCCUUGCAGAAUGCUCUUAAUUUCCGACUAAAUGAAAUUUAUUAAGCAGUACUGGUCGAUAGCUACUAAAGAAGAAGGAUGGUCAAAGGCAAACGAAAGACCACUACUAUGGCGGUGCAUUUUUUUCUCUUUUUUUCUGGAGGCGAUAUUCCGAAAAGCUAGCAGGAAUUGGACCGUUCAAAACUGUAGCGUUACUGUCAAAAUCGACUUCACCAGUGUUUCUAGUCUACACUGAAUGUAUUCAUAUGACAGUGUAGACAAUACUAAAUUGCAUUCAUAUUUAUAGAGAUGACGUCUAUAAAUGUUGAAAAUUUUGCAGUAAAACUACUCACCUGAGGCUCUCGAUUACGCUUGAGUUCCAGACAUUUUGACACCUUUUCAGUUAUCUGUAGCUAGGCUAGGGUGUGGAAAUUGAAAAAUUGUAGUCAAGUUUUAUCUUCAUCGUACACUUUUCUCCUCUUUCGGACACUUUCAUUUGGGGCAUACAACGAGCAGAUUAUUUUUAAGAAAGUGUACCAUUCGCUACUCAGUUCAGCAGGAGUCUGGAGCCGAAAUGUGUCCCGCAAUUGUUUUGGGGAUUGUUAAUGGGGACGCCCAGCUAUUUGCCUAUUUUUUCCCCUGUCACCAGCAACAGAAGCAGAAGCCUUUGCGAACGUAAGCUUGGCCAAGAUUCCUUCUCGCUUUUAAGCAGACGAAUUGUGCGUUACUCCAACCCGCAAAUUUUAAAGUGAUUUUUAGUUGUGUUUGACAUAACAGAAAACUUUAUGGUAAUGCUAUCCAGGCCAUCACGGUCAAGGUGUUUGGGGACAGUGGAUCGACAAUACGAGGACAGCUGUAAGAAUGAGAUACGUUCAUACUUUAUCUUUUUAACUGACACAGUAGAAUAUUCAAUAUUACAUCAGAAUAGGAAAGUGCAGUCGAGCUUCUCCAUAACGGCCAUGUUGGGGAGAGACGAAAGUGGCCGUUGUAGAGAGGUGGCGGUUACGGGGACGCAGGGGUGUAAUGUGACGCAUUUUUUUAGGGAGCACAUAAUGCUUACUGUCUCCCAUAAUGGUAAUAAUCCAAUCGUAAAUGAUAUAAUUGUAUAGAUGAAAUAGGCAGAAGGCUUGAAUUAUGUUUUGAAUCAAAAUGUUAACAAGAAAACGAGUCAGAAAUGUUCGCAACAUUCGCUCUCAGUAUCGUAGACAAUUUAUGCUUACUGCAGCAGUAUAAAUGAAACAAAAUCAACAUAUAUACUUGCCGAUAAACAGGCAAUUGAAGAUGAACUUUUCAUCGACGGAGGUAAGCAUGUUAUAGCUUGUUUUUAAACUAGAAACUAUUUUGAAUGAAUGAUAUAUAUAUAAAACAGUAUUUCGUAUCAUCUGACGAAUUGUGGAGAUCGCGGAAGGGUGUUAACACCCCCCUUGAUCUCAUAAUUUUUCAGAUGAUACUCAUUAUCAUUAGUAGUAGUAGUAGUAGUAGUAGUAGUCGUCGUCGCCGUCGUCGUCGUCUGUAGUAGUAUGUGACAAAGCAGUCCUAAGUGUCCACACGAAGAGUAUUCAAAUCGCUUUCGUCUUCUAAUACGAUGGUAUGGGCAUGAGCUGUAUAUUAUGUAUCACAUGUACGAUUCUCUGAUUCAAUGGCCACUGGUGUUUCAAUGUCUCUUUUAGGGAUCUUGCAAACAAUCAAAUUCAAAGCCUGGAGGAUGAUUCACUUAAAGGCGUUACAGUUAAUGGACAGAUGUAAGAUUUUGUUCAAAAUAAGCAAAAUUAGUGCCUUCAGCGUACAAUUGAUACGAUAGAUAAUUUUCUGGUUUUGAACGAAAUAUUUACAAUACUACCUUUCUUUUUGCUUGCAGAAAACUUCGAGACAACAAACUAGUUUUAUUCCCUGCCAAAGCCCUGGAAAGGCAAAACCCAAAUAUCUUGUAAGAAGCAAUAGUUAACUAAUCAUGAUAAGGAGAAACGCCAGCUUGUUGAAUCACUUAGACCGUGCCCGGCUGUGGACGGAGAGGGCCCUUGUCGAGUCUAUUAGGCGGAUCGAAGCAAAACUGAUUCGUGAAAGCCUGUCUUCAUGGCCUUUUCUGCUGUCCCAGGAUGAAAAUGCGAACUGAACGGAUGAAACAUAAUAACUACGUAUUCUAUAAAGUAAAAACCCGCGACUAGGAACCUGGUUUUUAAGAACCUGUUACGCUAAAAUUUGCCAGUUAGGCUCCAUCUAUAAAAGAACCGGUUUAGCCUAAAAUUUGAAAAAGGUUCUUAUUUUCUAAAGUCAAAAUAAAAAACUUCUGUACACUUGGGAAAAUAAUAGAAAUCAACAUCCAGAAUCCUCUUUGGAGACAUAGAUGUAGUUGUCUUUUUUUAUCACUCCAAGUGCAAUGCAAUGGUAUGCAGAUUUUAUAAAAGGAAUAAGCUGAAUAUACCAUUUAAUACUGUUAGCUUCAAUGUACUUUUUUCUGCAGAAAAUAAGAACCUAUUUAAGAACCUACAUAGCCUAAAUUUAUGCUAAUUACCAUUUAUGUAAGAACCUGUCUAGGCAUAGUUAUUGGAGGAGACUGGUUAUGAAAAGCGGUAAACAUCAAUGAUAAAAACAACAGUGCUGCAGUUUAUGUUGGAAGCACCCUGAAAGUGCACAAUCCUUUGUUUUCUGUUGGCAAAUUGUUACGGAAUAAAUUAAUGCAACGUUUUUAUUGGUCAAUACAAUCAAAAUGAUAGGAAUUCUUUUGAACGUUGUGCACUUUCAGGUCCACAAAAACAUAUAACAAAGGAGUCUGACGGUUUCAUAACAAUUCCACUCAAUUAACUAUGGUCUAGGCUAACUUGCGAAAUGCAGGUCCCUAUAGUCGGGGGUUUUUACUGUUAGUACUGCCUGUUUUUCAUCCGUUUAUAUAUGGCUCCCAUGACUCUAACAUGAAUCCUAGUUAGACCUACUGGAUUUUACGAAAUUUUUAUUAACGUUCAAAUUCUUUUUUCAGAGAAUUACGCAAUAAUGAAAUUCCCUCAAUACCAAGUGGCUGGCUAGACUCCUUUACGAAUCUCAGGACAUUGUAAGUUUCGUUUAAUAAUAUUAAAAUUUUUUAACAACUUCUUUUAAUUAAUUCUUCUGGUUAUUUAUUCAUACGUAUUUAAGAAUUUCUUUUUGCACGCCAAUAAACGGCAUAUUUUUGUGUUUCAGGUAUCUUCAGAAUAAUCGCAUUACGUUUUUAGGAGCCAACUUAUUUAGAAAGCUUACACUCCUUCAUACUUUGUAAGUUUGCUCAUUUACUAAUUAAACACAAAAACACGAAACAUCUCGGAACACCUAGAAAUAAGUUAAUAAAUAUAAAAAAUACAGAAAGAACAUAAACGUCGAUCGGAAGUCGAAAACGCUCUUGCUCCAGCGCUGCGCUUUGCGUGACUUUCACGUGAUAGAAGGUCAAAAGGCCCUUGAUCAGAUUGCAAGCGAUAAAAGGUACAAACGCACGUGAUCAGUUGCGUUCUUUGCAUUCCAUUCAUUCUUAGUGGAAAUCCAAACAAAUGCUGGCUACAUACGUACCAAGCCUGCGUAAUAGCAAGCUAGAGAUUAGGCCUGCGGGCUCCUCUGGUCGCCUGCAAUGUCUUCUUUUCUUCUUUUCUUAUUUUUUUCUUCACCCUUAUUUAAUUUUGUUAGUGGUUUGCGUCCUUUUGUUUGGAUUAUUUGGUGUUAUUUUGGGACUUUCUUUGACCCAUCAUCUUUAAGAGCUCUUUUUGUUUUACUUCAUUCGUGUUUUGACGAAUGACAGAGAUCUAAACUACAACAGAAUCAGUGUUAUUGAACCCGGGGCCUUCAAUGGACUAGUGAGGCUAAUUGGAUUGUAAGUAUAGAGCUAAAUUUUCUAUCUAAGACAAGUAAAAAGUUAAGCUUUUCUCUGAAGUAGCUGAUCAUAUAAAAAGGUGAUAAUAGUUAUAGGGUUGCAACAGGAUCGGGUUUCUUAACCACUUUUACCUCUCUUCAUUUGAUGAAUAAGAAAUGAGGCCCAGUUCACAGGUGGUGCUUCUGCCGUGCCGAACUCAAUAAUACAAUUGAGUUCAACAGGAGCAAGAGAGAGGUACGAUUUUGAUUCAGAGGCGUUGUACCAGAGUCGAACUUGAAAAUACACAUUUUUGAAAUAUUUAUGAAUUUAGUUCACACGGUAUAAGCGCGACGUUUGAAUCACUGCUGUGCCAGAGUCGCCUGCCGAACCAAAUUGAAAACUUUGAUUCAGACGUCGUGUUUCUACCAUGCUUUUGUCGAACUUGAUUUAAGAAUUACGUCAGCAGGGCAGAAGCACAACGUCUGAACUGUCCCAUACUGUUAACAAUUUAUCUUUCACAAGAGAUUACUCACACUUCUAUCAUGUGAAAAAAAGAAUGAUCACGUCAAAAAAGAGGCAGCGGUUAAUAAUAGGCCAUAGUGCGGAUAAAAUUUUUUUUACCGUAUCUUUUACACCGAAGUCGCAUUUAAAUAAGAGAUAAAGGAGUACUCAAAAUAGAGCAAAAUGUGAAAUCGAGUAAAAGAAACUAAAGUCUGGCUAUGCAAUGCGGUUAUUAGAAACCCGUUUUCAACUAGUUAGAAAUUAGAAACUUUCAGUUUCAAGUGUCCUGUUUAGGUUAUCAGCCAUUUCUGUGAAAUGCAUAUAGUGUAGUAAUUAUGUGUUUUGUUUUACUCAAUUAUUACAGGUACUUGUAUGGUAAUCAAAUAGUGUUCUUACCAACUUUUCCCAAACUGGGCCUUCUUCGUGCACUGUAAGUAUUCUCAGAAAUCGUAAGAAUAAAUUUGUAUGUAAUAAUAUCAUCUCAGUAUCAGGAUUCUAUUUAAUAGCUUCGUUAUCCAUAUUGCCUCCUCUCCAGAUGGGUUCAAACGAAUAGAAUAGAGAAUCUUGGAAAAGACUGCUUUAAUGAGCUCCCCAGUUUAGUAGACCUGUAAGUGCAUAUUUUGCUUUAAUUUAUAUAAAAGAGUAAGUUAUUUUUUGCAUGAACUAUUUCUGUCGUUUUACCAUUUCGUACAGAGGUCAAAAAUUCUAACACGGUUAGCAAGAAUCACAGUCAGGCUUAAAAGUUGGUGAGAAUGAUACAGCAGUGAAAAAGUCAGUCUUCAAUGAUAAUGAACAAAUGGCUUAUACGACGAAACCUGAGCAAAAGUUUAACCUUUCAAGAGCUGCAUCUCAUUCUGGUUUCAUGAAGUCGGUAAAGAGGAAAGUAGCUGAUAUUUGAAUUUAAGAAACAUAUAUCGCGCAAUCACUGUGGUAAAGCUUUUUAGGCCAAACUCUUUACUGUAAGAAGUGUUUGUGUUUUGUCUUUAUCGAGCUUGGCUUUAGAGCCACUGUCGGUUUUGCGCAUGUAUUGCGGCAUGCCUUCUAAAAUUACGUAGAUCUUCGUGUAUUUUUUUAUUUAGUUUUAUUUUUUCUUUAAUUGUCGUUUGUUUUUACAGCAAUCUUGCAGGAAAUCAAUGGGCCUGUGAUUGUAAUGUUUACAACUCCGUCGUUGCGGCAAUGAAAGCUUUGCACGAGACCCGAGCCGCUGUCUGUAGUACGCCCUCACAAGUAGAUGGGGUUAGAUUCUAUCCUGGAGGCUCUUACGAGACGGUUUACCGCCAGAACUUUCUCUGCAGUAAGAAAAGAUAUAUAUUCAAUAAAUUUUAAGUCAAUAGAAGUAGAUGUAAAUCGAAUCUUAGGCAAAUACCCACUUACACCAAAUCAGUUUCUUUGAAAAUAAAACUUUUGAAAGUAACGGCCUGCCGAAAGUUAAGUUUUGCUUCUCUUCAACUCCCGAACCUUAGAACGUUUUGUAAUCUCUACGGUGCAUUUUAUUUCUUUAGGCUAACUUCUCCCACUUUUUAUUUUAAGUGAUCUGAUGUAGUUGUCUGUUUUAAUUGUUUCUACAUGGCAACCCAUAAAGCCACUGCCUUCGAUAAAUCUAAUUUUCGGCAAAUCGCAAAAUCAAGUAGCUCACAGAUUAUGAAUUUAAAUUAUUUCAGACCCUGUCAAUGUCUCGGCAUCGACCCCAGGUGAUUUUCAGCUAAAUGUCACGUGGGACAGACCUAGCGAACUUCACUCGUUCAUCAACUUCACGACGAACACCACACUAAUCAGUACAUGGAACGCUGUAAAGGUGAACAAAUCUAUCUUCAAAUUCAUCAUCCAAUAACGUCGGAGCGCUUUUAAGGAAGUGACAAAAAUUACAUGAUAGCGGAGCUCCACGCGCGCGUGAAGCGCUCGCGAGCUGAGCCCCGUACCUAAGAAAAUUUGGUAAUCUGUUCAUCCGAGAAAUUUUGGUAAUUACGUGACCGUACGUCCGCCCGUCCGACCACACCACAGGGAAACCAAUAUAAAAUGUCAAACAUUAUAGCUAGUGUGGGAACCUGUAGCCUGUGGUUAACUUGAUGACAGACAUCGAUAUUAUGUAUUAUGUAAUUUCCGGUCAUUAUUUUACUUCAUAUAUAUUUCUGUAAAUUCGUGAUAUCUCAAUAAACCUGAUGAAUACAUGGUAUUGGCCAGUCGAAAUAUCGCAACUUAACUCUAUUUCACGUUGUUUGAUCAGUCCCUGCCAAAGUCUUCUUGACUGUAACGUUUUUAAUUUGAUCUAUUUUGACUGAUCACGAUCUUUUUGGAUCCGACGUUGAGCAAGAUUGAUCGUAUACGGUUUUUGCACGGUUUUUACCUUAACUAAACAUCGAUAUUAUGGAAAACUGACAGUUGUCAAAACAGGGUAUCCGCUGACCAGAGUCACGUGACCAUAUCAAGGUCACGUGUUUUUGAAGUUUUCCACUGACCAGUUAUUAGCUUUUAAUUGAUCGCAGGCUGAAGUUUAUGUCUUUCGGUCAUAUGGUUCUCCCCUAAAGUUGCCGUAUUUAUUCGGCUAUAAGCCGAUCUUGGCUAUAAGCCGAAACCCUAACUUCGAACUCGUAGAAUCAGCAUAACCAAGAACAAAAGAUAAAUCCAAAACGCCAGGCUAUAAGCCGAGACCUAUUCGUUACAAGUCUUUAAACUACUGUAAAACAUAACAUCUUCGAAAAAAAUGUGACCUUCUCUAGGAAAACGUACAAUUAUUGUUGUUUGGGUUAUUCGCUGCUAUCAAUCUUGCGAAUAUCAAUCUAUCAAUCGUGCAAUUGUCCUAUUGCAGUAGGGUAAUCAUGUGUUUAAGACUCGCUCUUACCAUAAGCUUGAGUUGUUUAUCAGCCACCCUGACUUCGCCUUCUCGGUCACAGUUGUUUUUCUCAGGCUGUACCCCCUGACGAUCGGGAUCGUUAACCUUGUCGUUAUUUUUUUUUUGCCGAUUUGUGCGAUAAACACCGCAGGGGAAGAAAAAACAUUACUGUUAAAAUUAUAAUUUUCUUAUUUAUGCCUAAACAUCUCCCAAACUUUUGUUUGUAUUUUUUAAAUUUUAGGUUCAAAGCGUGAAUUACUCGGUCACGUGUUUAAGUGACGAUGCACCAACUUUAUCAGGUACCUCAACGACAACGUUCCUACUUUUCACCAAAGUGGAUGGUGUGAGGGCUGGGACCGACUAUACUUGUCACGUUACCAUGACAGUAUCGGCUUACAACGGAACGUACCUUGGAGGGGGUCCCUUAGGAUCACUGUGGACAAGAACAACACCAAAGAGCCAAACAGCCUCCAUUACUACUUUGGAAGGCAAAGGUUGGUAUGAGCCCUCUUGUUUUUUUGCUUUUAACAUAUGUCAUAAUCAGAUAUGCUUUGUUAUAGUCUUAUAUUUAUCAUUUCUUAGGAAAUGCUUCAUUAAUUUUCCUGAUAUGGUUUUCUUUUACUAGCUCCAGUCACAAACACCACAACCAACAGGACAAACUACUACUUGGAAGUGACGUAUUACGAUUUCAGGUGCGAGAUCAAAGUAUUUUUGUCAGUACUGAUCAAUUAAGGGCUUGAAAAGCAGGUCCAGGCUCAUGAUUUCCUACAUAGCUUGCUUAUUUUCAUUAUCCUAAAAAUAAAAAAAUGCGGUAAUGAUCUUCCAGUUAAAUUCUCUUAAAAAUGAAAACUAUAGUCUACAUUUGUGUCUUUUAGAGCUGCUGAUGGUGACUUUGUGGGAAUUCCAAGUAACUAUCGUGAAUUGUACAACCAUCCGACCUAUAUUGCGAGUCCUUAUAUCAGCUGGCUUGCAAUUUCUUCUGUUCCAACUGGAGAUACAUUCUCUGAUUGGUUUAGAGCAGAGUCGCUACGAAACAUGCCUUACGAAGGGAAAUUGCAGUUAAAAAAGCAACUGGAGACAGAUUCCAAUGGAAAUGCAGUGUUUCGGUAUUUUAACGAGAAGUUUUUCCCUGUUGACGGCCGUGGAUUUGGAGCAGAAGGACAGAGAGACUGCUACACGAAUGCACUCAGGAAUUAUGGGUAUGUGAUUUAGUCCAAUAAACGAUUCCUUUCAUUUAAGAGCUCCUUUCCAGUGAAGAAUUCUUACAAGACACAGAAAAGUAAGUUUCGUUAGGAGAAAAAAAUCAGACAGUUUAUUUAAUUUAACGGUUUGUAUGCUAGGUGUCUUGGUGUUUGGGACCAAGUUAGAUUAGGGAUGGCAAUAUUUACCCAAAACAUUACUUACAUAUCAGUCGAUGUUUGAUCAAGUUUCCACACUAACUUUUUUGGAAAUACAAUGAAAAAUUCUUUUACAAUGAAACGGAAGUAACUCGGACAAAGUUUUCCUAAAAAUAUAUCUACGGUUAUUUUAAAAACGUUUAACUAUUCGUAUAGUUUCAAAACAUAAAGAGUACUAAAUUGCUGCAAACAGCCUGAAUUUAUAUUCUCUUUUUAGGUUCACUGCCGCAAUUCGCACGUCGUUCAACUUUUCUGGUCAGGAAAACAUGGCUUUUUCAGGCGGUGAAGAGUUAUGGAUAUUCAUCAAUGGACAGUUAGCGAUACAAAUUUUUCACGAUCCUUUGAACAGUACAAUUCCAUGUGCGACAAUUGACUUAUCUCCUGCCGUUAAAGGUGUGUAGUCCUUAGGGCAGGACUUGCAACCGCUGCUCAUCACUCCUAAAGAGGCGGCUGUCUUCCAGUAUUCGCAGGCCUAGUUAUUAGGAAGCUAAAGUAACGACGACGGCGACUGCAACGAGAACAAAAAUCAAUAAGAUAAGAUAAGCAAAUUAACGACUUUGCACGAACAUUAUUUCUUUGUCGUCUUUAAUACUUGACUUCGACGAAACAUUUUCUGGAUUUACGUUUUAAGGAGGACGUGAACACAAAACAAUGACUUUCUUUUCCUUUUCCUGAACUUCGAUACAGUCUUUUAGGAUUCAACUCCAAAAAACUAUGCGUACAUUUGACGAAAUCAACGAGAUGGAAUAAGCGCGAUUAACUUUGAGGUAGCGCGACUUCACUUUUGAAGUAGGGACUUUGCGAUCCUACGCCGCGACGACAACGAGAACAUCAAAACAAGAAUAGGUUUAGUAGGCAAAGCAACAAUUUUGCACGUGCAUCUUGCUUUUUUGAACAUUUCUUUGCCGUUUUUGCACGACUACGACGUGAAAUUGCCGAAUUUUACUUUUUAGAGAGGACGUAAACAAGCGACGACGAAAUUUUAUUCUCUUUCUCAACUUGAAUGUGGUUCUUAAAAAUUCAACUCCGGGAGGGUUCACCUACAUUUGACAAAGUAGGUGAGUUGGAGUAAUCGCGAUAAAGACUGAAAGAACGCAAAUUCAUUUUUGAAGCGACCUUUUCGCUGCCGUCGCGUCGUCCGAUCGUUAAGUCCCUAAUGACAUUUUUGUUGCCGUCGUCGUCCUUGUUGCUUAAGCUCCCUAUUGACCUUUUAAAGCGGCGCUUAACGCUGCGCGGGUCGGUGUUCUGUCGAAUUGCACUAUGGGACUGUUUUGAACAACUAAUGUUGAUCCGGUUGCCUGCGCAAUGAUGAACAGGAAUCUUCAGAUUCUACGACGAUGACGUUUACAAGGACGAGAUUUUCUCAGUACUAAGUAUUACGCGCGCGCAUGAAUAAGCGUCAUUUUGGCGGUAAAACUUGAUGGCCGUCGUCAUUCUACUGCGGAUUUCAGCGAGAAUGUCAUAGUGGCAGAAACAAGUUAUCAAAUGUUGAUGUUAACUGUUGGCGAGAGGGCUUAACCUCCUUGAACAAAAAUAACCGUGUUGACUUUUCUGAUGGAAAAAAAGUACGUUAAAGCUUUCCGGAAUGUAUAUUUUUGAGCAUAGGUGAAAAAAAAACUGAACUUAAAUGUCGUCCUCGUAGCCGUCCUGGUCUUAUAAUCUAAAGGACUCCAUUAACUUAUGAAAUAAGUGACACAACGUCCCCGAAAUAUUCCCAUACACAAUUCUAUACAACAAUGGCCCAUUAUUACCCUCAAAUUUGACCAAUAACGAAAUUCGUAACGAUUAGCCCCUCUGGGUUCGUAUUACUUCGUUGUGUUAAUUCACUUCUAGUUCAGAUAAAAAGAAAAACUGUAUCUCCCACCAGUUUUUAGACAAAUCAAAGUUAAAAGAAACUAAAGCAAAACCAACUGAAUGGGUAUUCCGGAUCAUUAUUGCACUUUGUAUCAGCAACAUGUAUUUGUAUCAUUUAUGAUCGGUUCGUUUCGCGUUAGCGGCCCCUUUUUUGGAGCACAUGCCGAGAAACGACUAGGGUCUUUGGUCUAUUUAAUUAAGCCCCUUAUCAAUGGCCGCCUUAAGUCUUUGAUAAAAUUAAUUUCUCCGGUUGUUUUAAGGUGAACUUGAAAUUGUUCCCAAACACGGAGUGAUAAUUGGUGGCAAGUGUCAAGAAUCGGGAUAUCUCACAUCCCAAGCCUUCAAUAUGACGUUAAGAGUAAGUUUACCAGUCACGAAUUAAACUUAAAUAAAUAGAUUCCACUUUAAUUUUCAAAUGCAUAUCUUAAAGUGAGAAAAGAAACUGUUUUUAAAUCAGUGACCAACCACAGCUUCGAGCACAACAAAUAUGUCUCGCGAAUGGUACAUGUAGCAGAGAUGUGCAUCCAUAUCUGGGUAGUGACACGUCAUCAGUAUGGAAUUUCUGUGCUCGUUCCUCAAACGUCAUUUCGAGGCGAAACCAGUGGUGACGACGCGAAAUGUUGGUAAUUUUCUCAGAGUUUUGUUUUGCUUAUAUAAACGUUUCUUAUUGGUCAGCAACCUCAUAAAUGACUUAUGUGGGACGUAAUGUUUGAUUCUUUAUAACUGAAAAGCCUGGACCGCAUACCUUUGCAGAAAAGCUUUUCCCUGUCUCGGCUAGAAAACGCCAUUUUCACGAUAACGACAUUUGACUACAACGACUAAAAUUCAUUUCGUUUUUGCUUUCUUACUUUAAGUUGUCAGUCCUGCUGAAGUUUAAAAACAAUAGUCUAAAUUUGUGCAAGAAAACAACAAACUGAAGAACAUUCUGGUAGUUCUAGUAAAAUGACGUCACCGUGCAAUUGUACUAUUCCGUGUUUUGUCUUUCCAGGUAGGUGAGCAAUACCGUUUAGACGUAUUUAUGGCAGAGCGAUUCAAGUGUGACUCAAACCUGUUCGUCCAGACCAGCGGAGUUCAAUUCGUGAGACAAUGGGAAGAAAUGCUUCCUGUUGAUUACAUAGCUGACGUCAGUGAAAACACUACAGUUGGGUCACUGCUUCAGGUAUGACGCUAAUAUUACAAGAUCCCAGUGCCGUUUUAACUGUAAGGCCAGUCUUCUGAAAGAUGACCUGCAGUGAGAUCUUUGUUGAACUUUACCGAUUAAAUGUGUAUGUUGUAGAAAAUUAAAUUUUUAAAUAAAAUAGGGGGAUUCCAAUACACUUUAGGAGCAGAAACAAACAUUCAUGUACGCAAUGAUUUCUUAAAACACGAUAAAAAUGAUUAUAUUUCCAAAAAAAAGAAAAUCAAGCGAUGAUUUAAGUUGGCAAGGAUUCCAAAUAAAUGCUUAAAUUGUUUUAUGUCGUUACAUCUUUACCCAGGAGUUUGCAGUCUCAGAUGCAUUUUCCACAGGACCCUAUAGAGUCGAAAUUUUGUCCGGCAACGAGCAAGGAAGAUUCACCAUUAAAGACGGUGCAUAUUCCCCGCCCUCCCCUUCCCCAACAGCAGCCCCUCCUUCUUUCGUAUUGGAUGGCGAAACAAUUUUCUUAUGUCCAAACGCGACAGCAAAUACCACAAUCCAUCCAAUCACAACUGCUAUACCAGGUAUGUCAAAAUAAAGGGAUUGCUAAAAGAGUCAUAUCAGUUACGAGGAGACAUGUUUUAUGUUAUGUAAAGAUACCAAUCAAACAAAGGACUCCAUGGUCUCUGGGUGGCCUUUGUAGCAAGCGUUUUCGUGCAGUUUAGGUGCAAAGAACGAGGAACGGGAGAGUUCCUCGGUCUUUCUUUGCUCCGAAACCAAACGGAAACGCUUGCUAGGCAGGCUAGUCUCUGGGUAUCGGAUGAAACACCUCUUUUUAAGUGCUUGAUAUUAAACAAUUAUUCGCUGAAGCUUAUGUGAUAUCCGAAAUAGUAAAGGUCGAGGUAAGUGUUAGCCGAGGUUGAUAACACCUACGGAGACCUUGGUUAUUCCGGAUAUCUCAAAAACCGAGUGUAAUAAUUGUGUUAUUAUACACUGGGUUUAAGAAAAUAACGACAAACACGCCGUAUAGAACGGAACACAGUUUGUCAUUGCUCUCGGAAAUCAUUCAUUGCGCGCGCAACCUACAGAUUAGUCAGUUUUCUGCUAGCAGAUAACUAACUAAUCUGUAGAUUGCGCUGAUUUCCAAAAAUUAACUGAAGGCUCUAAGGCAUUGAGAAGACAGAUAGUGAGUGCGAUCUAUAAUAAAGUCUCUUAAGGCCUAGUUCAGACGCCUUACUUUUCAUGUGCCGAACCUAACUGAAUAAGUUCGACUUUGGAGUGACACUGGCGCGACAUCUGAUUCAGACGGCGUAACGUGUGUCGAACCUAACUAAAACUGCCGUUCCAAAUUGAUUCAGACGCCGCUCUUUUGCCGUACUUAAUUCAUCAGUUAGGUUCGGCACAUGAGUGGAGCGGCGUCUGAACCGGGCCUAAGUGAUCCAUCAUAUAAUUGUUGAAGAAAAUAGUAAUUAGUGGCCGAUCAGUAAACUUGCUUUUGUGUUUUUUCUAGUGAUCGAGACCUUUACAGUCAACACUCCAACAGCGUGGAUAGUUCUGAAGUCGGAACUGGAUUACGAGCACACAAGAAGCUAUUCUUUGACUUUAAGGAUUACAGAUAUAGGAAAGGCAACACAACCGUCAGGAAAUGUCACAGUCAAGGUGACGUUUUUAUUUUUUUUUUUUAUAUUGAACUUUACUGUGCUUCAAGAAGACGUAAGUAACGAUAAACCGGAGUGAUAGCGUGUAUUUUACGGAUGUUUGGAAACUGAAAUUAAAGACGGGGUGGAAAUUAGGAGAACAAGGGGCACUUUCCAUUUAACCAAAAAAUCCGGUUUGAAUUUUAGGCAACUUCCAGUAGCGAAUGCAAUUUCGAAAAAAGAGGACAACCUCGCGAUUUAUACCUAACUUCCAGGAAGUUUUUCUCCAUUCAACUUUGGUCCCGGAAUUUCUGGAAUUUUCUGUUGAAUGAUCCUCAUUUCAGAGAAUUCAACAGUUUCCGGAAUUUCUGGAAACUUUUCAGGAAAAUUUCUGUACCAUUUGCCGCUGUUUCCAAAUUUUUGGAAGUUUUGGUUGAAUGGAAAGCGCCCAAGAGCUCUUGAUAGGCAAUUCCCAAUGGCAUUUCAUGACAUAUAAUACAUCGUUAAAUCCAUUUUCUUAAUUGAAGAACCUACUUAAUCAAGCUAUAGCUUGGUAAAAGUUUUGAAGCUCUUUAAUCCUUCUCACACAAUAGAAAUUGUAACCAUUCUCUUAUUUAGUUUUACUACCUUCGUUCACUGUGUUCUUUUCCGUCUUCGUACUUCUUCUUCUAUAGAUAUUUGUUUUGGACUAUAAUGACCACUGCCCAGUUCUACCAAAUGUGGACUACGACUUAAAGCCAAUACCACCGCUCCAGGAGGCUGCCUUCUUUGUUGCGGUAGCAACUGAUGGAGAUAGUGGGAUAAACGGAAAGAUUACUUAUAAGCGAAGUCAUAUAUUGAAAGCCAUGUAAGUAACAAUUGCAAGGUUUUUCUUAUAAUUUUUUGUGGUCAUUUCGAGUGUUUCCUCUUUUUGAGAAAGUUAAAUGGAACUGACAGCAAUUCUUUAGUAAAAAAAACCUCUGUUAUACAUGUUCGGAAACAAUGAAGACACAGCAUCGAAGCACUCUUUGGGUUAGUUCAAUAGAAGAAAUUCUUCUAAAUAUUAAGUUAAAUCAAGGCGUUAUUCUAUAGAUUCGUUUUGCUCUGAGAUCGGUGAAAUGUUUGCGCCGAGAGAAAGUCGUCAACUUAAGCGAAAUUCAAAUUGAUACCAUCUAGGAGCUAAGUAUUCAUUACUGAUGGUAAGAUCCCUCUCUAUUGUUUCGUAGUCCUCGAAUUGAAGCCACUAAGUACGCGAUAAGGAAUGGAACGGAGUUUAUUUGGAGCAAUAAAACUAUUGAGUGGACAUACCAGUACUUCGUAUUUGCAGUGGACGGAGGGACGCCGAAACGAGGGGACAGAAUACCACUGACAAUCUCUUUCAACGCUACUUGCCAAGAAUCAGGAGGAAUUUUCGUAAAUGAGACAAGCGGAGAAGUGUUUUUUAGAGCGCCAGGCUUGACAGUGUCGGAGUAUCGUAAGUUGUUAGACAUAAGUUAUGGUUGUUAUUUCCUCACAGUUUGUUGUCGGCAAUAUUGCCCCGGAAGAUUGGGCGUGCUAUUUAUUUACUAUACAUAAAUGUGUGAAGCUAUGUUCACCAGUUAGAUAGUUCGGAUAAGAAAAAACAAAGACAUUUCAUACAGCGACAAAAUUGUCAUUUACCUCGUUGCUUGAUGAUAAAAUUUCUACUUGAUCAUGACUCGAACCAAUUAAUUCUUUAAAAAAUUCAUUUUGGUGAACUGUUUAAAAAAUGGUACCAAUGUUUUGCCAUUGCAGCCAGAAAUUCGACCACGAAACCUAAGUGUCGACGCUGUAGGACUGGGUACUACUGUGUAGGAGACGGAACUGAGGAAAAAUGCGGAGUGACGUCACCAACAGAGUUCUCGUUUGGAGGAGCACAAAACUGCAGCGCAUGUCCAGAAGGAUGGGUAAGAUUUGACGGCAUCUUAUACCUACGGACUUUAAAGGUAGAAAACCGAGACGCAGCUUACGUAUCGUCUCUUGCCUGAAUUUCUAAUCUAACAGCGUUCAAUUGCCUUGAUGAAAGCACUUAACUGUUACUUUGGAAAUCUCUGUUAAGAAAAUUGGCCAUUUGCACGAUCGGGUCAUUUUACUACUACAGCCGGAAUCCAUGUCGUUUUUCCUCUCGUGUAUAUAAUUAGAAAUCCCAACUUGCACAAGGAAGCAGAUUCUGGUCGUAUUAUUAAUAAUAAAAAGUCAUCAUCGGGAAAGUGGCCCUUAUAAGAGUAUUAUAGGCGUUGAUGUGAUAAUGCUACCAUUUUCUAUUUCAGCUUUGUCACAAUGGCACUGCCUUACCAUGUCCACCCAACACGCACGUGAAAUGUAACGCAACGGUGAGUUAAUCAUCAAUGAUAAUGUCAAAUUCAUUUAAUGAUCUUUCAAACGACGUUACACUUGUGGCUUGUGUUCGCAAGUAGUUAACUGCAAAUGAUUUAACGAAUUUGACGAUUUGCUUCGUAUGUCAGUGGUGCCCAGAAAGGUGUUUUCCCUGUGAGCCUGGGACUGUCUGUCGAGAAGGAAGACAGUAUGAGUGUCUACCGGGAACAUACAGUGAUGGAACUGGUGAGCAAUAACACAUAAACUCUAUUGGGUUUCCAUUUUGCGGGUAUUAAGUUUGCUCAGAGCAUCAAAUUCUCUUAUUCAUUCACAAACAAAUGUAGGGUAAUUCGCCAGGAAAUUUAGCAGUUAAUCAGAAGUGUCUUUUUCCUUCGAUAUCAGCCUUGCUAUUGGCUGAAAAUUAUUAGAAUUUUUAAAUAAUCGUAAUAAGUCUUGCACAGACAAAUACGUAACUUACAUCCCCUAUAAAAUUCUGCAGCUCAUAUAAGUGCAUUUUUUGUGCCUUUUUUAAUCACCUAACAAGCUAACGUUAUUUUUCUUUUAGGUUUUCCUUGUAAAAUAUGCCCACCAGGAAGUUAUAACAACGUAUCUAGGGCUGAAACUUGCUACUGUUGCAGACCAGGUUACAGUAGUACUUACAUGAAGACAUCAUGUCGGGCAUGUCCUGCCAAUGAGUACGCUGACCAGGGAUCUUUUCCCAACUGCACUCUUUGUCGGACGUGCUUCACUAAAGCGUCAUGUAGGUAGCAACAAAUAUAUAUUAACUUCUUCUUAAGUUUCUAGUUAAUGUGUCUGAUCGAAAAAUAUUGACUACUACGUCAACAACAAUCAGCCGUAGAGGAAUACUGUUCAGGCUGGGUCAGCAGAACGUCUAAAACUGCACUCUAGGAGCCACUGUUGCAGGUUUUACCCGUUUCAGCUCAAACUUUGCAAUAUGGUAGAACUUUGUAUUCCAAACAAUCUUAUGCUCUUUUGUUCUUCGAUUUCAAAGGCUUUUGGCGGAAAAUGACAUCACAAGAUUGACAGCAAAAUUUCAAAUUUCAACUAAUUAUGUAACAAAAAGAGAAAUUUUUAAAGAGAACCCUGGGAACGAGGUUUCACCGUAGAAUCAAAUGUGAAAAAAAUUCCUAAAACUCCAAAAUUAGAGCAGACCUUGGAAGAAUCGUGGAAGGCGAUGUUUUCUGUUUUCAUUUAAGACAAAAAGAGUCCAUUUUGCCAUGUUCUGUUCACUUUAAGUUUAUAGAUAACGUAAAAAUGUGUUAAAAACACUCGCCUUUGACUUCAUCUGUUCCUUAUAACUGAACAGACCCACCCAAGGCAAUCAAAUUUGUUAUAGUGACAACUUUUCCUAAGCUACUCAUGGCACAAUACAUACGUAACUCAUUAGGAAACGGAACGUUUUAAAUACUCCCUAUUAAACAAUUUUUCCUUUUCAUCUUUUUCAACAACAAAAAACAGGUCCUUGUAUGGCAGAUCCUUGCUUUCAUUCAGUUGAAUGCCACAAUGUUGGCAACGGAUCUUUUGAGUGUGAAUCUUGUCCUGAAGGCUUUAUAGGAGACGGCCAAACAUGUACAGAUGUCAAUGAGGUACUUACUACUAUGAAUGUGAUUAAUGUAACCUACGCCGAGGUAUGGUGAACUGGUUGGUCGGUACAAAGCACUUUUGAUUUACGUGCAAAAUAUUUCGGAAAUUCAGGUUCAGGAACUAAAGCAUACAGUGAAAUCUGUAUUAUACGAAGUUCCCAUAAUAAGCUGACACCAAGUAAAGAUCGGGCGAAAACGUCAGUAAGUCCUAAAUUUUUUCACUUAUUUUCUGCAAAUUUAACCAACUGCCUCGCUUAAGUGGAAGGUGGGUGCCUGGGAUACCCAGGGGCUUCCACUGUGGCCAGCCAGCCCCUAGAUAGAAAAACUGCCCCCAUGGCUGGCAAAUCCCCGCAACCCAGCCAUGAGCCCCCAUUCCAAGCCGAAGGGACUCUCCGAGCUGACGCAGCCAGAUCGGAGAGGGAAAGAGGGGCUCAGGGCUGGGGGAAGCCCUGGCCCCGAACUACCCAAGUCCCGAGGCACCCUACAAGGACAACUAGGAAAAGAGAAAGAUACGCAAGAAAAUACCUGUCAAGUGAGAAGGCUUGCUACCCCCACGAUAGUACUGACGGGAGUGUGAAUAUAGAUCUGAUACGCAUCGCUGGACCAUCUGCCAAGUGUCUUGAUGAGGUGAUCUGGUAAGCCACGAGAGGCUGCUGAAGUAGCAGCGCCAAUGCGGAAGCUAUGACCGGUGUAGCAACCAGUGACCCCAGCAGCGGAGAAGAUAGACUGAAUACUGGAUGUCAGCCAUUGGCGAUGUAGAGGGGUGCCAUCAGAGAGAAGGAAGAGUGGGCCAGGAGUUGAGCCACGGACGUGUAGAUACUGGGUAAGGGCGCGCACAGGGCAGAGAUCACGUUUACCAGCACCAAUGUAAAUAUGGCAACCUUGGCGAAAGGGGUCCGUCUUAGAGCACUUAAUAUGAAUCCUGAAGCUGCUAGGAUUGACUAGGGAAUCUGCUUGGACAUCACUGACAGCAAGGUGGAUGUCAGGAUUGAAGGGAGAGUUGACAGUAAACUCACCAGCACGUAAGAAACCAAAAAACCCGAGACAGCAGGCAGCCCAAAGCAUUGUAUGGUUGUAGUCAGAGAAGUUCAAGGACUGGAAGAUAAUGUGCAUCAGCUCGAUUGUGAUGGGUUGGCGCUGACGCUUAUUUGAGCCUUGGUGACGUUUGAUGCCCCGCAACACCCGCUGUAACCGAAGGCAACCAACCAGCGGAGAAGGAUGACCCUCCUCAAUGUGAAGGGACCGAAUUGCUGAAAGGUAAACCUUUAUGGAUGAAUGGUGAAGAGUAUCAGCAAGAUGACAGCAGAAACGGAUGAGCACGUCUUCACUGGCUGGAAGAGCUGAUCCCGAAGGAGAUAGGCUAUUGUCCUGAGCACAGAAAUCCAAGAAGCGGCGUUGGGCAGAAGCAUAGACUUUCCUAGUGGAGGGGGCAAGACCCUGAGUCAAAUAGAAGUGGUAUUUAUCUGACAGCGAAGAUCCAAGUCCGAGAGGAGCUGCUGUGGAAUCUGGGUUGGAAUGGAGUCUGCAAGAGGAGCUAGCCGGCGAAAACGCUGAAACUGAAAGCGAGACAGGGAGUCAGCAAUGGGGUUAGACUUCCCUCUAACUGGGGAGGCAGUGAAGGAGAAGGAGUGACGAGCUGCCAACAGGGACAGAUAGCGAACCAAGGACAUGAUGGUAGGGGCUCUUGAAGUGCCAGACCGCAAAAUGUCCACCACUGAGCGGUUAUCUGAUAGGAAGUUGACCCGUUUGGAGGCCCACUGGGGGCCCCAGAGGUAAGCUGCCACGACGAUAGGGAAAAGUUCCCUGUACUCGAUAGACUGAGAGACCUGUGAUGGGAGCCAUGCACCUGAAAACCAGUGACCCUGGAAGACUGCUCCAUAACCAAGAGCCCCAGAGGCAUCUGAAGAAACCUCGAAGUCAGGAAUUGGAGCCCACUGGGGGUACUGAAGAAAGCUGCAACCAUUCCAAGACUGGAAAAACUCUUGCCACCAGGCUAGGUCAAGAAAGAACUCUUGAUUGAGACGAAUCGGUGGUCAUCGCGUCGAAAGGCACAUAGUAGGUUAAUCAUUCGGCGCAAGAAUGAGCGACCUUGGGGUACGACUUUGCAGGCAUGCUGAAGGUGACCUAUUAGGGACUCCAGAUCCUUGCGUUUACACCAACGCUUUUGUGACCAAUCUUCCAACAAGGCAGUUAUCCUAUCAAAUUUGUCCUGAGGAAGGCGUGCCAGCAGAUUAAGAGAGUCCAGUUCAAUGCCCAGGAUGGUUAGGCACGUCGACGGCCCUUCUAGUUUGUCUGGAUGGAGGGGGAUGCCAAGCUUAGAAAAACAGACAAUUGACCUGUCCAGAUUAUGUUGACAAACAGAGGAGCCGGGAGGGCCAAGAGUGUGGAAGUCAUCAAGGUAAUGCAUCAGGAAGGUGACAUCGUAGUUUUGCUUGGCCACCCACUCCACUAAGUCUGCUAUACAUGUGAAGAUAUAUGGAGCUGACCUGACACCAAAAGGCAGGACCAUAUCAACAUAAAAGGCACCACGCCAUUUCAUACCCAGCAACUGGCGAUCUUCUGUAUGGACUGGCACAAUACGGUAUGCAUUUUGCACGUCAAAUUUCGCCAUGAGGGAACCCCGCCCCAGCUGCAUUAUGCCUGCAAUAAUGUCAUCUACCUUCAUGUACUGCAGAGAAUAAUCCUCGCCCGCAAUUCCGUCGUUGACACUGUGCCCCGCAGGGCUAGACAGGUCCAGGAUAAGACGCCAUUUGCCAGGUUGGUGGCGUUUGGGGAUGACGCCGAAACGACUCACGUGGAGGACAGGGAGGGGAGGCUGGGAGAAGGGGCCCGCCACCCUGCCUGACUGAACUUCCGACUGCAAGUAAUUGUCAAUGACCUGAGGGUUCAGGAGUGCUGAAGCCAUAUUCCCUGUUGCCGACUUCAGGGAAGUACUGUAAUUGAAACCUAGGUGAAAACCAUCGCGAAGGCCUUGGACCACAUAUGCAACUUUGUCUGGGUUAGGAUGAUGACAGAGUUCAUGCUGGAAUCUAUCCACAUUGAUGGGAGUAAGCUGAGAAACUGGUCUUAAAGGACAAACAGCUGGAGAACACAACGAAGAACUGGAACUCGGCAGACCCUGCUGCUGAGAAGGUAACACAAAAGGAGAACGCAACUCUAACGCUGAAAAAUUACCAUGAGAACCAACGUGAACAGGAACAAAACUAUUUACAGUUGAAUUGGCUAGAGGUUGCCUAGCGACGGCGGAGACCCCCCUUUGACUGAGAAGGGGAGCGGGACCGUUCUCUCCGCGCGGACCGGUGAGGGCAGUGGAUGCGGGGGUGGUCCCCGUGGCACGAUUCACAGGAGUGACGAAACCGACAGCGACCAAAGGGCCAGCGACAGCGCCCGUCGUUCCAGGAGUGGCAAUACUGGCUAGACCGGGGAUUGCCUGAAGACCCAAGAGGCUCUGAUAGUGACGAGGCAGAGGAAGUUGAGGAGCCUGAAGCAGUUGAGGUGGUCACUGGAGAUCUGGUGUGAAAGUUGUAGAGGUCUGGGUGCAUGCGAGACCAGUCGGUUGAACCUGAGGCUGCGGCUUCUUUUCGGAAGGCGAUGUCGUAGUGGAGCCACGAUUUGUCAGAAAAGCGCCUUGCUGUCUGGAUGAUGAGUAACUUGUACUGAUUUAAAUCUUUCCAGCGAGAGGGAAGGUGUGGCAAAGAAUCAUAGAAAAGAUUGUGAAGGCUUCAAUCCAGGUGAUGAUGUCUGCUAUUUCAAUGACCCGUUUCUUCGACCCUGAUACCACCAGUUUUCCCUCCAAAAACGCUUGGGGUUCGAUUUCUUGAGCUCUGAUGUUGUCCGGAAGGAGGUCAGCCAAGUCUACAAAAAGCCCUGCGGUAAUUUUAGAAACAAGCUUAAAGGGGACUGGAGCAUAGCCAGGGCCCACCACAAAUGCUUUAUUGAGGUUUGGAAGCGUAGAGGACUCGGUUCCGGUCGCGCCACCACAAGAGCCCCAACCACUACAGGCAAGUUGGCGGAGGACGUGGCGGGAAGAGAGGAGACUACCGAAGGACCGCCAGAUGAGCUGUACGUUGAAAUAAAUGAGGGCACAACAAGCGUACCUAAAGACUGGGAGGUAGAGCCAGGGUACUGGAGCUAGAGGAUGCCGGAGACUGCGUAGAAGUCGAAGUCGAGGAGAGAGGAACAGACGCCGCGGCCGUGUUCGAGUUCCCGCCACUGGAAUCUCGAAGGGAAGAUAGCAGCGGAGGGAGCGAUUCCGCGAGAGCUCUUGAAAUUGCCUGGGCUAGCGCGUUGGUGUCCGGCAGGGAAACAGGUUGACUUGGCGGAGAAGCCGAGGUGUUAACUGUAGGAGCUGGGGUAGAACCGCUAGAAGAAGGCGAAGACGCGGUAACCGGGGAAGACAUCGUUGACAGGCUGUUGUUCGUGGUACGCAUCCUGAACGAACGUGACGACCCGCACGCUUUGAAAAAUAAAUGAAAGAAAAAAAGGAUACAAGAAAAAGCACACUGUAAGACUGACGCUCCAAAGAUCGCUAAAAAUGGCGAAGACGCUAAAUGAACCGCUCCACAGACCACUGCACAAACGCUCGAUGAACAACUCGCAGAUCCUAGCCAUGUACAAAGCUACCACACACCAUGUGAGCCUGCACUUAUGGGAUUGACCGCUGGAUGCCCGCUACGCUCGUGGGCCGCUUGACCGCUAAAAGCUUGUAGACCGCUUGACCGCUAAAGCUUGUGGACCGCUAGACCGCUUAACUUGUGGACCGCUCAACUGCUAAGCUUGUGAACCGCUUGACCGCUAUGCUUGUGAAUUGCUUGACCGCUACGCUUGUGAACCGCUUGACCGCUAAGCUCGUGGUGGUUAACUUAGUUAAAUUACAUUUAACCAAAUUGAACCAAUACUAAUUAAGCGGACAAUAAAUAGGGACCAGUGAGCUUAGUUUCAAAUACAGGCUUUACUGCAGCAUGCAGUCCAGCUCCGAUAAGGUAUCUUAGAUAACUCUUUGUGUUUUAGUAUCGAAGUUGGCUCACUAACAUGCCAACCGACGAAAAAAACCGACAACAAAACAAACAACCAGUUUAUAAACAAGUUAAGAUUCAACCUAAAACUGCCAUCAUGUUCACUUUUGCAACAAUGUGCGGCAAUACGUGGCAUUUGCGCAUAAAUACUAGUUCACUUAGCAGAAAAAGUAACCUACAUGUUCACUACUUAUUGAUGAUAGUUUUUGUUCUUUAGUGCACUUUGGCAAACCCAUGUUAUGAUCCCGGUGAAUGUGUGAAUCUGUCUCCCGGAUAUCGCUGUGGAGGGUGUCCGACCGGUUACCGUGGUAACGCUCCUUCAGGCGUGGGCUUGAAGCAUGCACAGAAGUACAAACAAAAGUGUGAGGAAAUCGAUGAAUGCGCUGAGCAUAUCGACACUUGUGAUCCAAAUUCAAACUGCAUUAACACGCCGGUAAGUGUCUAACGACAUCACCCUCGACAAGUCUAUUAGCCUCAACUAAAUUAUUUAAUGCAUGACCCAAAUUCACUCCGAGCUAUCUCAAUUGCUUUCGAAUGUGCAAACAUUAAAACUACUUACACUAGCAAAAAGGAUAACCUCUAGGAUGGAAAGUUAAUAAUUAUCCGAAGAAAUCCGACUUAUAAUGCGGUGAGGUAUCCUAGAAUAUUAAUGAACACUGUAGCGUCACAAGUGUAUCAAGAUCACUUAUUUAGAUGGUGGGCGGGGAGCUUCUCCCCAUACGUUCUCUUAAAUGAAAUCCAAAUAAUGUUUUCACAACUUGCUAAAGCGAUCAUCAGGAGCCUUGCUUGCGGAUUUGUUUACUGAUUUUGCGCAUUACCUGAAAAACCAAAGAUCAAUGGUUUUGAGAAAGAACGGCGGGACUGUUUGUCACUAUUAUGUUUUGAUAGAUCAAAAAUCUAGUCAGGUCAAGUAAGAAACAUUGUAGACAGCCUUUGUCAACUUUUGAAUGUCAGCUGAAAGUAUUCAUAGUGCUCCUCCAGUCUGACUCUCUACCGAUGUUUCCGUUGCGAUAGGGAAGUUACAAAUGCAGCCCUUGUAAACCAGGUUUCAUUGGAGAUGGGUAUCUGGGAUGUUACCCUGGUGACCUGUGCACUACUGCACAGCACACCUGCCAAGUCAAUGCACAGUGUUCCUCAACAGGAGCGGGAAGAUACAAAUGCACGGUAAGAAAAUUCAAUUAAUCGUUACUGUUACUCUAGAUCAUCGCCAUCUCAUCAUAAGAUUAUACAGAACAAAGUUCUAUAGUGAAAUGUUUUCAGUCACCCAUUUCAGAUCGUCGAUUUGCGAUCCUCUUAAGAUUCGCUACUCAUCUUCUUGAGGCGAUAGGUAAACAGUUUUGAAAAGAAAGGAGCUAACUAAAGAGUGACUCAGAGUGACUCCAUCAGUGCUUAACUCUUUGUUUGACUUGUAACAUAUUUUUAUAUGUUACUUUCCUUAACUUUAAUCCAACUAUUGUUUUUCUUGUAUUUAUAGGACAUUAAUAUUAUUUUAUUUUCACUUCACUUGACAAUAACGUUCGGUAACGUCGAAACGUCGUGUAUUUUUAACUUUUUUAAAACUUCUUAAAUGUUUUAAGAAACGCUUUUUUCGCAAAUUUUUAUAGCUAAAUGUUUUAAAAAGUCGCUUCUUUUUAAAGCUAAUUAAAAGCCACUAAUUUUUAACCUACCUUGCAUCAUCUUAAUUAUUAGACUUGCUCAGUCAGAAUUUUUGUUUUUGGUAAUUUUGAUUGUUUAUCUCAACGACUAAAUUAGUAUCAGGCCCCGGUUGUUCAAACGUUGGAUAGCGCUAUCAACCGGAUAAAUCACUAUCCAGCGGAUAGCGUAAUUGAUUUCAGAAAUACUUAUCCACUGGAUAGUGAUUUAUCCGGUGGAUAGCGCUAUCCAACGUUUGAACAACCGGGGCUAGAUUGUUUACUUGUAGUAUAUUGCUAUGACAUUUCUAUCCUUUCUCAUGGUUCCGCAACAUAGUGUAGGGAUGGAUAUGCAGGUGAUGGAGAGGAAUGUGAAUUAGAUCCCGACUUGGAUAACAUUCCUGUCAAAGGACUGAGCUGUACCCUUCCGAACUGUAGAAAGGUUUGUUCAAUCUCUCAUUGAUAAGGGAUCAACCUUCUUCAACACAGUCUACCCCAUCUCCCGCAAACUUUCGAAAGCUAGGCGCAAAUUGUUAGAUAUUAUACCUUGUAAAAGUAAUCUUACGCAGAGACGACGUCAUAAGAACAAAAUGAUUCUAUAAAUUUAAAUCUGAAGAACUUUUAAAGUUGUUAUUCCUACAUAUUUAACCCUUUGCAUGCAGAUAAUGUUUAGCGGAACGUAAAAAGAGGUUUUGCACAAUUCUAGUAAAGGGCUUGCAGUGUUAUGUUCUCUCAGAGUCCUUCAGGUAUUCUCCGACUCGUCUUUGAAUAUUCAUUUACUUAAUUUGUCGAUAAGCAUAAUCGCUUGACUGUUUCUUCCUUGUGUAAAGUACUUGACUAACCAUGCGAUAAUUUCUGGUAUUUCCUGGCUUGCAGGAUAACUGCCCGGGUGUACCUAACACGGGUCAGGAAGAUAAUGAUCAUGACACAGAUGGAGAUGCUUGUGAUGAAGAUGAUGAUAACGAUUUGAUUCCUGAUAAGCAGGUCUGUUACAUGUGAAUAAGGGACCGUUAGACCUCAAAAGGCGGUAUAACCAAAAAACCUUCCCCGUUAUCUCCUCUUCACAUUAAGUUGGCCUACUUGACUUUUUUGAAUCAAACAAACGGUAAAGGAGUGUCUAACUUUAAGUUCUGCGAAAUGAAUCUUAAAGUAAAAUCAUGACGGACACUCGUGAUCACAAAACAAAAAACUAGCUUGGAGUGCCGUAUAAGGUUGAUAAGCUGAAAGAGCUAACGUCUGGUGGUUUAUAAUUGGGUAAUAAUAGAGAGAUUUUGAGUGACGUUUACGGCAAACGUAAAUAUACACCACGUGACCUUUUCUUUUUAACUUUUGUUACACUGUUUAUUACUUACCAAAAUUAGUAGUUUCACGUUAGUUUUGUCUUUAACAAUAGUUUUGGACUGUUUUUAGCUGCCUUGAAUCUGACGUUUGCCGUUUGCCGUAAACUUCACCCUAAUCUCUAUAAUAUAUAUCUUCCUCUAGUCUACAUUAUAUAUCCUCCUCGGCUCUGACACAGUUCAGAGUUAAAGACGCAUUUAACUGAUUUUGGGGGAGGCCAAAUUAAAAGUUGUGACUACCAAUCGAGGCUUUAGAAUAACCGCACCAAACAAUCUAAAAUUUAUCGAAAACUCUACAUCAAUUGCGCUGUUACAGGUGGUCCAUAUCAGGAAACCAAGGAUAACUCUUUGGAAAACGUUGGAGGUCAAAAUAAUGUUCACGAACCUUUUUUACUAGGACAACUGCAUAUUUGUGAAGAAUCUGGACCAGAUGGACGGUGACAACGAUGGAGUAGGUGACGCCUGCGAUAACUGUGUGUCUAUAAAAAAUCCUGACCAGACAAAUACUGACGGAGACGGCUUAGGAGAUUUGUGUGAUGAUGAUCAAGAUGGUGAUGGUAAAUUGUUAUUAGGCAAAAGAAACUUAAACCAUAGCUUUAAGCCAGGGGCGUAGCCAACCCAUUGACCUGUAGGCCCGGGCUUACACAUUUUUGGUUUGAUCACUCUACCGCUUGUAAUAAAUUAUGCGUUUUGGGGGUGAGCUAAAGGGCUUAAGAGCUCAAAGAGAUGCUGAGGUCAGUGCGUACUAGUCAUGCGUGCAGUUUUCAGGAUAUGUGGAAAUGAAAGUCAGCGAGGCCUACAACUACUGUAGUCGAAAAUCUGGCUACGCCCCUAUAAGCAUUUAGGUUACCUUCGUCGGCCUGAUCGUAUUCAGAAACAAGAUUCUCGCACAAGUUUUGUUGCAAAUCUCUUGUACCGUGAUUUUUGUACUACGUAAAAGCUAAAUACAUCGGAAUAUUUUAUUUCAAUUGAGCAGUUAACGCCAAAAUACGUCAUUUUUAGUUCCUACGGCAUUUAUUCGUAUUCGGGAAUACGGUCAAUCGAAAACACCCUUAAUGGGCUGGGAUCAGAAAUACGUAUAAGGGAGAAAGAUAUAUAAAGUAAAUAUUAGUUAAGCUGGGGUGCAGGUUUGUGAAAUAGACACCUACUUGUUGCUUCCUUCCCAUAGGAAUAAGAAAUAGCGCUGAUAGAUGUCCCAAGUUAAACGCCACUGGAGACCAAGUUGAUGAUGACGGAGAUGGUGUGGGUAACCUGUGUGACAAUUGUCCUAACAAUGAUAACAGUCUUCAGGUGAGAUAUAUAUUUUCCACAGCAAGAUAUUUGAAGAGCAUGACAAAAGUCACAUUUCAUUACAGUGAACUUUCCUGAUCCCUGCUUAGAGCCCUUAAGAUAACUUCCGUGAAAAGAAUGUACUAUCCAGUUUUUGUAAAAAAUUGUCGCAAUUAAUAGUAGCCUAAGAAAACAGACGACAUUUCGGGACGCCAAAAACGCUUUCCCCACGAAAUGACGUCUGAGAAAGGAGCGCAGAAAUUCCAUACUGAUGACUCGUCACUACCCAGAUCUGGGUGGUAGUGUUUCUGAUUGGUCGUGCCGCGUGUAAAAGUUGCUUCAGCCAAUCAGAACCACCACACAAAUCUGGGUAGUAAAGCGUCAUCAGUAUGGAAUUUCUGUGCUCGUUUCUCAGACGUCAUUUCGAAAAAUGUCGUCUGGUUUCUCAGGCCAAAUUAAUAGUGAUGUACAGAGCAUUGCAAGACUGCAAUAAAAAGAUGGGGCCAUCCUGUUUGUUUUCGCCCUACGUCCCUAUGAUACUAAGUGUUUUUUUUUUCUUGGUUGCGAAAUGAUCGCAAUUUGAACAACCAAAAAUUAUUGUAUAGCAAAAACCAUAAAAGCUACAAAAACCGGAACAUAUCUCAUAAUUCCUGGUGGCUCUAAAUCUUGAGUUCUUAAUGCAGAGUUUCGGCAUCAUUUAUAAUAAGUACCAAUUCUGCUUCAAGUCCCUCUACCAUCCAAAUUUUAUUCUUAAAAGUACAUUUUUUGUGUAACCAAUACGAGUAAGAAACACAAACAAAACAGACGGGUUAUGCAUCAAGUUCGUUUCAUUGAAAGAAGAUGACAAAGCGAUAAUUUCAAAUUGAAAUGAUAAUUUUACGCGAGAGGACUUGGGCAAGUUUGAUAAUUAACACCCUUUUAACCUGAAGAAGUUAUCGUUAUCAUUAUUAAAGUCUUUAAAAAAAUUUUGACUUCAAAAGCCAACUUUUGUUAUCUCUCUUCAGGCGACCGGUGAAAAUCGCUGCAACCUUCAGACCUUAGAUGUUGCAAUGUCAUUUACAGUAGGCGAUGCGCAGUGUAAAAGAGAAAACUCGAAUUUUAUGCCAGCAAACACUUGACAAAACUCAUUAGAAACUGCUUUAAAAUUUAUCAUUGAAAGCUACUGGGUUUUACAACAACAAUGAGAAGAUUUUCCAUCAGUUUCUUGACUUUGAUAAUAUAUAGUUGACUUGGGGGUAGGGCGUAACAACAGAAAUCUCGAGUUUGCCUUUAAAAUGCUAGUGAGAAAUUAAAAAAGGCUAUAUCCUCGGUUAUGUUAGUGGAACUUUGUUUUAAAAGCGGUAGGUGGAGUUAUAGCAGUCACAGCGAACUAUUUACAUUUAUUUGAUUGGCUCAACAAAGUACAUUGUGAGUUCAUAUGUCAAUCACUUUUUCAGACGGACAGAGAUGAAAACGGUUUUGGUGAUCAAUGUGACGGACCAGGGAAAGAUAAGUAAGUGAUACUUAUUUAAAGUAGUUGCAGCUUAAUAAAUGGGUUUCAUGACUAUACUGCCUUAGUCUCUUUCGUUGCUCGAGAAAUUCUUCGCAACUAAAAUUCUUCUUCCGCUGCAACCAAUCCAUACGGCAAUUGGUUUCCCUGAGACUUAUCCGCUGGAAAGGGAUUUAUCCGGUGGAUAGCGCUGUCCCCUAUUUUUGAACUAUAGAAGCCUGGCCCGGGUUACAUAAAACCUUCUUAAGAUAAGAGGGCUCUUAACUUUUGUUCUGGAACAGUAAUGUGUUGUUUUUAAAUCAUAGUUACUAGUUCCCUUAAUCUUUAGAUGUUUUUUUGCAACCCGACCCUGGUUCCAUUUGAUUUGAGCUAACUCUUAAUUCAGUAUUACGACUCCAGUAAGUAUUCCGUGUUUUUUCAGCAAGCAGAGAGACACGAUAUUAAGGGAUUUAUUCCUCUUUGUUAUUGUUUCAAGGGACGGUGACGGAGUCCUUGACGAAUUUGACAGCUGCCCUGAUUUGCCAAAUGGUGACCAAGCAGAUGCUGAUGGAGACAAAAAAGGUAAAAAACAAUAAUAAAAUAGAGAGAGAUUGAGAAACACGUUUACGGCAAAAGUGAAUUUGUACCACGCGACCACGUUUUCCCUUUACUUGUCUUAAACUGUUUUUUAUUUCCACAAAAAAUUAUUAGUUUCACAUUAUUUUCAUCCACAAGAAUUGUUUUCAUAAAAAAUAAAUUGGAGAAACAUAAACGUGUUAAAACCAAGGAGACAAUGUUCCCACGUUUCGGCGACGUCAUGACGUCAUUAUCAAGAAAUGGAAAUAAAUGCGAGUUCAAGAGGAGUUAAAGUACUCUAACUUUGCAUGAAUAAACGAAAUACUUUACAUCAAACAAUUAAGACCGCCUUUGAACGUUCAAACGUAUUCAAUCCGAGCUAAAGUCUUUGUCUAACUGUGUUCAUUCAUGCAAAUUUGGAGUACUUUAACUCUUCUUAAACACGCAUUUAUUCAGUCCAUUCCUUGAUAAUGGCGUCAUAAUGUCACCGAAACGUCGGAACAUUAUUCCGUUAGUUUUUACUCGUUUAAGAAUUGUUUUGGACUGUUUUUAUCAGCUCAUUUUCUAUUUUGAGCAAAUUCUUUACCUGAAUCUGCCGUUUACCGUUUGCCAUUUGCCGUAACCGUUAUUCACUCUAAUUCUCUCUAAAUAUCAUAUACAUUUUCUAUCUGAUCGCUUUACUCUCCAUUUACGUCACACUUUGCAUUCGUUAUUAGGUGACGCCUGUGAUGACGACCAGGAUAACGAUGGGAUAACCAACAUUUGGGAUAAUUGCCCUAUGAUCAGCAACCCACAUCAGGAGCAUAACAAACUUUCAUAUGACGUCAAAGGUGAAAAAUAAUUAAUUUCAAUGAAAAUAUUAAGGGAAAAUGUAGAAGUAUAAUGGGCAGGCGUUUUUCCAGAUUUUACGAGUUUUUGUUGUUUUGUUUGCUUUUUUUCUUUUUUCUUCUUAUGUGUGGAUCUAUAAUUAAGAAAUCCACUAAUGACCUAAGUCAGAGUAAAAUCACUAAUUUUUUUUUCAGCUAAUCCAGUUGGUGACGCAUGCAUAGAUGACUAUGAUGGGGACAAAGUCCCGGAUGUCGACGACGAAUGUCCUCAUGUGAAGCAUAUCAGUAAAACAAAUUUCCGCGAUUAUUUUACAAUAGACUUGUUUCCAGGACACCCUGAACCAAGCCCAGAAUGGAGAGUAGCGAAGAUGGUAACAAUUUUCAAACUUAUGAGUGUUUUACUAUUAAGAUUCCGACAAAGGCAAGCUUGCAUUAUACGCUCUUACUUAAUUUUGUGUACGUUUUCCGCGCUUUUUCGUAACUUUUUUUUUUUUGCACUCGUAUUUUCCACCUAUGUUGUUCUGAACGCAUUUCCUGUGCAAUUUACUGAAAGACGUUUUAUGCCUGUGCCGAUUUUAUUCAGUGAAAGCUUCCCUAAGCGGACAUCUUCGGGACGCGAAAAUGGUGUCCGUAACUAGAGCUGGCCGCUUACGAGAAAUCAAUGCAAAAAUACAGAGUUUGUAUGGGAGUCGAGAAAAACGGGGUUUUGUGAAGAUGUCCGUAAGUAGAGCUGGCCGCUUAUGAGAGUCAGUACUGCUCACAUUUUGCCCCGGUUCGCGCACUUGUCAGGAACUGACUGUAUCAUAUGCAGAACUUGCAUAUUGAAGUAGCCACUAAUAACUUCCUCUGAUAUCAGUUUUAUUGGUUUCAUCUUUAUAGGGAGUUGAUGUCGAACACGUGUCCAACACAAAUCAUCCAGGAAUGCUUAUUGGUAAGUGAAACAGCAAAUCAUGAUUUAAGCCUCAUCCUCACGGCAAAUUUUUUCGUUAAAGUAUACCUACUCACAGUAAAUAUAGUCACAGCUUUUUAAGAUUUUAAAUUUGCCCUUGUACAAGUCGUUUGUUAAAAGAUACCAGCCUCUAAAUUAAGGCUGUGUUCACACUAUAUCGGCUAGCUUUUCGUGCUGACUCGAAAAGCUAUACGUUAUAGUGAGAACAUCCAUCCGAUAGGUGACUCUCCACUUAAGAGUUCGGCGCAGCGCAGCUUCGUGCCGCUACAGAAAUCGCGCCGAAAUCACCGUUCUUACGUGUGAACAGAAUCCCUAUCCAGUAUGGCUACGUGCCGGCGCAAAAGCUUUCCGGGACAGUUUGAACAUCUAUCCCAUAUGUGACUCUUCACUUUAGAGAUGAUCGACGCAGCGCAGCUUCGUGCCGUUACAGAAAUCGAGCUGAAAUAAUCGUUCUUACGUGUGAACAGAAUCCCUAUCCAGUAUGGCUACGUGCCGGCGCAAAAGCUUUCCGGGACAGUUUGAACAUCUAUCCCAUAUGUGACUCUUCACUUUAGAGAUGAUCGGCGCAGCGCAGCUUCGUGUUGCUACAGAAAUCGAGCCGAAAUAAUCGUUCUUACGUGUGAACAGAAUCCCUAUCCAGUAUGGCUACCUGCCGGCGCAAAAGCUUUCCGGGACAGUUUGAACAUCUAUCCCAUAUGUGACUCUUCACUUUAGAGAUGAUCGACGCAGCGCAGCUUCGUGCCGUUACAGAAAUCGAGCUGAAAUAAUCGUUCUUACGUGUGAACAGAAUCCCUAUCCAGUAUGGCUACGUGCCGGCGCAAAAGCUUUCCGGGACAGUUUGAACAUCUAUCCCAUAUGUGACUCUUCACUUUAGAGAUGAUCGGCGCAGCGCAGCUUCGUGUUGCUACAGAAAUCGAGCCGAAAUAAUCGUUCUUACGUGUGAACAGAAUCCCUAUCCAGUAUGGCUACGUGCCGGCGCAAAAGCUUUCCGGGACAGUUUGAACAUCUAUCCCAUAUGUGACUCUUCACUUUAGAGAUGAUCGGCGCAGCGCAGCUUCGUGUUGCUACAGAAAUCGCGCCGAAAUCACCGUUCUUACGUGUGAACAGAAUCCCUAUCCAGUAUGGCUACGUGCCGGCGCAAAAGCUUUCCGGGACAGUUUGAACAUCUAUCCCAUAUGUGACUCUUCACUUUAGAGAUGAUCGGCGCAGCGCAGCUUCGUGCCGCUACAGAAAUCGCGCCGAAAUCAUCUUUCUUACGUGUGAACAGAAGCGCUAUCCAGUAUGGCUACGUGCCGGCGCAAAAACUAUCCGGUAUAAUGUGAACAUAUCCUAAGUCUGGUGUAUUAACCACAGAGCAGGUUGUCUUGAUUUUAUAAUUGAUUUCAGAGGCUUAAUUUUAACUUUAAAAUUGCUGGUAUUUUGGUCGUUAAAAACACAAACUGAUUGUAAUUUGUUAGAGAUCUCUCUUUCUGUAGGAUCUACGCGCUACGGACCAGUGGAUUAUAGCGGCACAAUUUAUGUAAAAGACAUGGAAGGGUCGGAUUAUUUGGGUGUGGUGUUUGGGUACCAAUCAAACCGUAAGUUCUACGUUGUUAUGUGGAGGAGAGAGAACAUAAACUUUGCAAAAGAAGACAUCAAUGCUGGAAUCAAAGGACUACAGUUGAAGGUGAGAGACACGUUCAAAAAUCUUUUUAUUGCCGGUUAAUCAACUUAAUGCUGGAGCUAAUCAUACGUUUUGGAACUACAAAAAAAGCGGUUUCUUAUUUCCCUUUUCCUUCUCUAGAUUUAUUUCAAGGUGUGAGUAAAAGAAAAUCUUCUAGAUCGAUAUAGGAGACUUUUUUGUGAGUUUAUUAUGGGGCUUCCUCAACAAUUGAUGAUGGCUUAGAUAAGCUGUGUUUCUGUAAGUCCCUAGAUUCCACAUGGCGUGGGACAGUCUGGAAUAAGCUUUUUGUAGGGCGAAACAAAAAUGAGGAGAAUAACAAAGCCUGAUUCUCUGAUUUAAGUCCAAAGCAUUUCAACCGGCUCAAAUAUCACCGUACAAUACACUGACAUUAUACCCUGGAAGCUCCUCGAACCAAAUGCAUAUGAUUAUCUUUGGCACGGGGUUAUCUCCACAUACAAAAGUUUCAGAUAAUAAUUUUGUUGCUUCCCUUUAGUAAAAUUGCUAAGCUCUAUGAUUUCGAAUUGCCGACAAAACCUUACGCCGCUUUCUUGGCCAGUCAGUGGUAAAACCAGAACUAAUCUUGACUUGCUUAGUCACUCGCCUUUUCCCGCUCUCAUUGAUGCUUUGCCUUCUCCUUGACUACUGAAACUAGCCGAAAAUUUUGCUUUGGCUAAAUGUCAUUUUCGAGUGGUCUAAGGUCUGGCUGUAGACGGGUUUAGAUGGUUUUACCUAGUGCGGAAUAGUGGCCUUUAUAGGAAUCUGAUUUACCUCGCCGUGAAAUUCGUCACUAUUAACUUUAACUUUAAAGAAUAAUUGUUAAUUAGUCAAAAUUUCCGCACACACCUUAAACCCACAAUAUAGUUCAUGGAUAAUAGAAAGACACCUAUUAUCCAUGAUAGUUCUUAAACCCCUUGAGUACUUAUUCUGAUCAAAAUAAUUGUCGGUAGGUUGUUCAAUCAACCAAUGGACCAGGGCCCAGUUUAGCAAAAGCUUUAUGGCACUCUGGAGACACCAGUGGUGAGGUAGGUGAACUGAAAACCUUUUAUCAUCCUCAUUAUUUAUUUGCCUCUUUGAAAUGCAGUUGAGCCUCCACGUGCGACCAUCUUCCAUUAGCGACCACUUCUCAUAAGCGACCACCUAUCCAAAACACCAAGAUCGCGACCACUUUUUCUUGACGGUUUUAUAGUUUUCCACUGUUUUAACCUCCUUUAAGCAACCAUUUGACGCAUGAUGUGGUGUUUUUGUUCGCAAGAACGCCGCUCAGAGAAUACGAAGAACUAAAAGUGAAAACACGGAGCUACACGUAUACUUAAUUUAGAAAUUGCAGUGGAGACCCCCUGUGGUUCGAUUGUCGUAAGCGACCACUAAAUCUUCGCAUUUUUGUUGGUCGCUUGCAGGAGGCUGUACAUUUAAAAAAUUGCUUUACCUAUUAAUAGACAAGGAUGAAUUUACAGGUCACUUUGUUAUGGGAUGAUCCAAACAUGAAAGGCUGGAAACAUCAGACUCCUUACGGCUUCCAUGUGACGCAUAGACCAUCCAUUGGACUUAUAAGGUGAGAAUAAGUAUUGCUGUCUUUUGAUUUAUCUUUUUUUCGCUGGUAUGCAUUCCACUGAGUGAGUUGAAUCGCCUAAUCUCAUUGGUUGCCAAGAGGUGGAACAGACAUUGCUACUGUUUCAAAUAGGACACAUGCAUUCUUAUUUAACAUGAAAAAGAACGCCUUCAGCAAUUUUCUAAGGUGGGUGCCCGGACUCCCGUUUAAGAUGUAUUGUGUUGUAAUUUAUCGUUCUUAUCUGCCACGGAAUGAUUAAGCUGCUUAUCAAUUAAAAUAAAAAUGAUGUCCUAUCUCAAGUACAGACUGAUAACUGAGAAAAGAGGCGUGAGCUAAUUGUCUGUUCGUGACCUAUUUUAUACCAUUGCGUCCACCCAUCGUCGGCUACUUAAUCAGUUCACUCUUUAACAAAUUUAUUGCAGCUUGAAACAGUAAAAUAUCAAAAAAGAGGCAAACAUUUUCAACAUAUAUUACGAUGUUAAGAAUCCCAACUCGUAAGUGUCAAAAGAUUUGUUAAUUUACAUGCGCGGCAGAGGAGUUGAACUGACAGAGUUUCCCUGAAACAAACCCAUCAGUCAAUGUGGUACUCGACUCCAGGAUCACCGCAUUGUGAGUCCAAAGCUCUGACAACGUUGAAUAUUGGUUAUCUUUUACGAACACUUUUUGUUGUCUUUAGGGUUAAAAUAAAACAGGGAGAGAGGAUUCUAACUGACUCUGGAAACAUUUACAACACGUUACUGACCGGUGGGAGACUGGGAAUGUUUGUUUAUGGUCAGCAUGACGUCAUUUGGUCAAGACUUGAAGCCCGCUGUUCUGACAGGUAUAAUACUCCAUAGUUAAUAAAGUGGCACUGUUAUGAAGCCCGGCAGACGUCUUUGUUAUAUGUUUUUGUUAGCUUUUUUAGACUUGACAGUGCGCAAUGUUCAGUAGGAUUCCUAUAAUAUUGAACUAAGUCAACUUAGGGCCUGUUUACAUGGAGGUGGGGGAUCCCCGGUAGGUGAGGUAACCCGUGGCGAGUCACCCCACCUAUCACGUAAAUGUGAUCAAAUUAAAAUGAGAGAUUAAGUGGACAGACGGGUCACCCCACCUAAGCGAGUUACCUAACUACCUGGGGUCCCCCACCUCCAUGUAAGCAGGCCCUUACUGACCAAUAGAAACAUCGCUUUAAUUAUUCAGUCAAAAAACAAAGGAUUGUGCUCAGUCAGGAAGCUUCCAACAUAAACUGCAGCCCCAUUGUUUUCAUCUUUGAUGUUUGCCGGCUUUCAUAACCAGUCUCCUCUACUGACUAUGAAUACUCCUAGCCCUUGUUUUUCUUGUCCACAUUUUAGUUUCCUUUUUCGCUGUGUACAACUUUCGUAAACUCUGAAAAAAAAACUAAGGAUAUACAGUAAACGCCUGAUAUAACAACAUAGUGGAUUGAGAACAUCCUGGCAGAAAUUUGUCACUUUAAUACCCAAAAAUACGACAGCCUGUUUAGCCAAGCAAGAUCAAGCAGGUUCUUAUAUGUGGGUUAUAGUUAAAAUUAUGUUAAACAUUUUACCCAAUAGGAUUGGCUUUUUAGACUUUAUUCUACAAGAAAAUACUGAACCAAACUGUGUUGACAAAUAAAACUGUUACUGACUGUAAUUCCUACAACAAAAACAGUUUGACUUUAAUUGUGUUCAUGGACCUUGCAUACAAGAGGUUUGCAAUGUACAGUUGUGAAUAUAUACUGUAUAUUUAAGGACCAAGCUCAAAUUUCCUUAUUUUUCUGGUAGUCAACAAUUAUAAUUGUCUCCUUCAUAGAUAUUAAGAACCUAUUUUAAAAGAACCUAAUUAGCCUAAAUUGUCAAUCAUAUAAGUACCCCAAAAUAUAAUUUGCCAGACUCCGAAAAACGUAGGUUCUUAUACGCGGGCGUUUACUGUAAUCGUGGCCUAUGAAUACAAACGUCCGUUGGUGACGUUUCGAAGGAUAGACUCUGUCCUACGAAACGUUCCUAGCGACAAAGCUAGAGAUACGGCUUUAUUUGCAGGCUGGAAUAAUCUUGAAACAACAAGUUAUAAAGUUGCAAGAAUCUCUGACUCUGACUCUCUAACAAUUUUUUACAACAGGGCGUCCAUGAAUCUGCGCUUGGUUUCUUAAUAAAAUAUGUUUGAUAAACUUGACUUAGCCUAUCCAUAAUAGAUUUGUAAGGAAGUAGAGUAGCUUUGUUAUGGGUGGGAAUCAGCGCGACCAUUACUGCGUUCGUACAACCUUUACUAGGAAGGAAAGGGAUUUGAAAACAAUUCUUACCGGGCGAUAAAUUGAUUUUGCCGGUUUUAUUUCCUUUUUCAGUUGCAAGUGUUGUUCUUUUUUUAGAGUAAAUCAAGCCCUGUUGUUUGAUGGUGAAGAUGAUCACGUGACAUUACCGUCAAUUCAUAGUUUAGGUUUGACAGACAGGUACAUAAAUCGUGCGUUGCCAUUUAAUCUGGAACGUUUUGCCAUUUUUCAUCCACAUUUUUUUCACCUAGUAACUAAUGUCUUUUCAAUGCACCUAUUGUGACUUGCAGCUUUACUAUAAGUGCGUGGGUACUCAUGGCAGCGGACUACCCCAUGACAGUCAUGCCCAUAGUCUGUAGUGAUGAAGGAACAUUAUGUUUUUACCUCAAUGACAGGUUGGUGAUUGGUAACCGAGCUAAGACUGAGCUAAAAAACUUUCACCGUAGAACGAUCCUAACGUCAAACAAUUUACACCGGGUCCAUGAUACCCAUAUUUUUAUAAGUUGUUGUUAAGAAGAGGAAAUCACUUUUCAGAACAAAAAUCAGCACUCCUCAACAAGUAGACAACGACAGAACCCUCAGCGUAAAAUCAAACAAUUUAAAUAUCGUCGAUUUGGCACAAGAUUUCAACUGCCGUGUGAUAAGAGCAUGAAAAUGAGGACGUAUAUUUCGGUCUCAACCUGUUAUGUUUGUUUCCUCUUUCAGUGCCUUUAUUUAUUAUUCAUUCAUUUAUUUAUUUACAGACGCGUUCAUGGAAACUUAGGAACAUCCACAGUGGAAGGAAGUGAAGUUAUAGAGCCUGAGGAAUGGCAUCAUCUUGUCUUCAGAUUUGAUGCACAAAGUAAAUGAAUGAAGUGCUUUUUACUCACACGAAUUGUUUUUGUUUACGCGGUUCUGUAUACUAGCUUGAUAUUCAAAUAUCGAGUAAUGUUUUAAAAGUCCAGUUGCUGCCUCCUCCUCCUCAGGCGUUUGGUCGCGAAUAAAGGCGAGCGAGAAGCGCGAGCGAGAAGCGCGAGCGACUGGUGCGAAGCGCAAGGGACCGCGGGAAGGAGAAAGAAGAGAGGCGCCUGCUUUCUCCGUUCCGCCUUCCUUUUUGCGCAAAUUUACUUCGGUUGAGAGACGUCUGGGUACGAGCUAGGUUCAGUGGCUAACUGGAGUAUGUCAUUGGCCUAUUUUCAUGCGUUAAUGGCUUCUUUAGGCUCAGCUACAAGAAGGAAAGUUAUACACCUGUAGUCAAAUUAACAGAACGGUCGGGGGAGAAGUGAAUGGUCCAUGUUUAGACUGUUUAACACUCGUUGUUUCCUUUGUAUCAUUCCUACCCUACGGGUACCAGAGGUUUUUUUCUCGCUUGCGGCAGGAAGCUCCGGUGUCGGCCGCCGACGCUAGGAGCGGCGACGCUAUGAAGACUUCACCGAAAAGGCUCUGGCACCCAGGGUUUAUCAUUCGUAAUUUGUUCCGUGACUUGCGAAGUAAUGGUUUUUUCUUCAUUGAUUUAUAGGACAUGAAAUCGAGGUCUUUGUGAAUGGAUCAUCAGUUGGAAAAAAGACCGAAACCAGGCCUUACGUUUGGGUAAAGAGUUUUUCAACUUUGCUGUAGUUUCCGAUCAGUGAUUAUUCCUCUUAGUUUUUAUCUCUUUACCUGUUUCUUUUUUUUUCUUUUUUUUUUUCAGACCCCAGCUGUCAAGAUUUUUGUGGGCCGUGAUCAAAAACACUUUUUUAAUGGGACGAUAGAUGACGUAAGUAAUAACUUCUUCAGAAUAAAAUUUCACGGUUUCUGUAUCAUUUUGAAGUUGCAAGGUUAGAAAUAUCUUUUGGGUGUCAACUCCAUUUAGGUAACACCAGUGUUUCAUAUACUUGAUUUCUCUUCAAGUUGCUCGCCACAAAGUUCUACCUUAUAUCUAUUUUGAUAAAUCGAUAGCUGACUUUGUGGGGAGUACGAGUUCCUGAUGAUGAAAUUAAAAACUAUAUGAAGCUGGCGGGGCUAACAUGGCCUAUUCACAAGGGUCUGGUGCGAGCACACUUUAACAUGGAGGACACUUCCGGUUCAGUUAUAUUAGACCAAGCAGGGAAUAAUUUCCAUGGCAACCUCGUAGGAAGGCCUCUCUUCGUUCCGGUAAGAAACUGUAUAUUUUUGUGAAGAGCUGUUAAAUAACUACCCUUGCUUCUCUUACGAGUGAUAUUUCCAGUCUCGCCCUUAUCGAUGUCUUGUAGUUAAUUUUUAUUACCUAAAAGACAAGACUGUGAUUCACCUAUAAACCCAUUAAAAACCUGCAAGUCAGAAACAGGUUCUAAACAGGUUCCUAAGGUACGGUGAAACAGGCAAAAACGUGCAAUUUGUUUAAAUUUGCAACAUUGCUGCCGGAAAAGGAGUUGAAUAGCGAUGUUGCGUAAGCUGUCUUGCAACAACUCAAGUUGUUGCGAUUGUUGCAGGUUUUGAAAAUUUGUUUCAGAAAGUAGCGAGUGGUUCUACUUUUUCCGACAAAAUCUGUACAUGUUGCGCGUUUUACUGGCCCAAGGCAAACUUGUUUUGCAGCAAGUCUCGUGUAUGGCGUGACACCCGCGUAAUUUUAUUAAAUCAGAACUCAGAAGUCAGUAUUCACGCAACUUGCAAAAACCUGACCUGUGGCAAGACAGGUUUGAUUCGUGGGUGAUAAAACUGGCAAAACAAAGUUGCGCGUCCCCUUUGUUGCCCGUUUUACCGUAGUUUGAAAAGCAGGCACCACACGACUCAAAGAUUCCUCGACAUCUUUAAGAGCCCACACAACCCCGAUAUUACUCAAUGUACAUGAUUGACUAUUCCCCUUGUGUUUUUUUUUUUCAGAGCACAGUAGAUAAGAACCGUUUUGUUAUCACAUACCCAAGCAACCGUCGAAGAAGAAGCGUCAAAACGAAUCAGUCCCUUUUUAGUGCCUGGAUCAACAGACAUACUGAACUUUAAACCGCCGUUACCUUAUUGUUAUUUGUUUAUAAUAAAGUG
This is a messenger RNA of Porites lobata, 54789 nucleotides long. Lineage: Eukaryota; Metazoa; Cnidaria; Anthozoa; Scleractinia; Poritidae. The record is from the annotation of a GenBank genome assembly.